CAGCGCGUGCUGUGUGAGCGCCGUAGGAGGUAAGGCAGACGAGCCACGCACUCGCAUCACCGAGGAGGAGGGAGGGAGGGAGGGAGGGAGGCGCGGUGGCAUCGCCUGCAGGAAUUCAGUUGUAAAGUCCAAACACGAGGCAAAAAUGCGCUGAGCGGAGAAGUGUGUGGAGCUUUCUGUCGUCAACCAAAGAUCAGGCUACCUAUCGGCACUGACACACCUGAGGGAGCGAAAGAAGCCUGCACAGACGCUCCGGACAAGUUGUGCUUGCUGAGGAAAUCCAGCUGGAGAUGAAUACCAACGAUGCAAAGGAGUAUCUCGCGCGGCGGGAGAUACCUCAACUGUUUGAGGUGAGAGAUGCGCCCAGUGGGGGUUACAGAGGUGAUGGAGGAGAUUUCACAGCGUGUUUUUUACUCAGAAAUCCAUCGAUGAAAAUGUCCGUUUGCUGAUCGGCAGAGGUUUCUCUAAUAUUUACUGGAGGCUUGUUGUGUCUGAAAUCAUCAACAUACAGUGUGUUUAAAUGUGAGGGGAGGCACUGGUGAAUGAUUACAGAGUCUGCUGUUUAAACAGUAACCUCAGUCAAAGAGUAGACAAAUAAGACUGUCUUCAUCAUCCUCGUCUGAAUAACUUGGUGGACUAAAGGGAGACCAACAUCAUAUCAGCCAAUCCUUCCUCUCAGAGAGGAAAAUGCAGUACAAACAUGACAGUUAGACCAAUCUUUAUCAGCCUUAGGUUCAUCUUAUCUUAUCUUUAUCUUAGACUGAAAGGAAAGACUCUGCUGUCUUUUUGUCAUCAGUUUGUUUGUAUUUGUAAUUAGCUCAUUGUCUGCUGCCUUUUUCUGUCACCCCUCAGUCUUUUUUCCUUAUUUUACUGUAAUUUUGUUUGUUAAAAUUGUUGAUUUGUGUCUCUUUUAAACAAACACUGUGUCAUUGAAAUAUAUUUGUUUUUUUCAGGUCAGUUUGUGUCUUUUUUGUUUGUAUUUGUUUUGUUUGCAGGGCUGGUUUCUUGUGGAAGUCAUUUCUGACAUUUCAGGAAUGAUUGUUGUGCUUUUGUUGUCAACUUAUGUCUCUUUGUAGUGCAUGUGUUUCUUUUUGUAGUAUAUCUUUGUCUCUUUGUUGUACUUUUGUUUUAUUUCGUUACAUAUCCUGGGGUCGUUGUAGUACUUUUGUUUCAUUUUGUUACAUAUCCUGGGGUCAUUGUAGUACUUUUGUUUCAUUUUGUUACAUAUCCUGGGGUCGUUGUAGUACUUUUGUUUCAUUUUGUUACAUAUCUUGGUCUCUUUGUACUACAUUUAUCCAUUUUACAGUAUAUUUUUGGUGUCUUUGUAGUAUAUUUGUUUCUUUCUUGUUUUAAAUCGUUUAUUUUAGUAGCAGAUUUCUGCCCUUUGAUUCAACUUUUGUUCCUUUGAAGUUAAAUAGUCUCUUUUUGAAACCUUUCCACCUCUUUGUACUGCAUUUGUUUCUCUUUGUUGUAGUUGAAUUUCUUUUCAUGGCAGAUUUAUGUAUCGAGUGUUCAACUUUGUUAUUUUAGAAGUAGUUAAAUGUUUCCUUUGACUUUUUCUCUUAGAGUUAACUUGUUUCUUUUUGUCGUUUGCCUUUUCAUUUGAAGUGGAUUUGUGUCAAUUUGAAGUAAACAUCCAAUUAUGAAGUCUGUACAGAUAUACUGUAUAAUUAAAGUCAAGCCACAAUUUAUUCUCAAUUUAGUCGUAUUGGCAGGACUGAGAGAAGUAUAAUAAUAAAGUAUCAUUGGUUCUCCUGUGGGGAUUUGUAAAUUGGCCCAUUGACUUAAUUAGACUCAGUCCUCAGUGCAGUGCAGCUAAUGUAUGCAAGCAAUCACUGCCUGUUUAUUUACAGGCAGAUGAAAUUACACUGAGCGCCGAGGUGACACAUCCUCAUCAGAAGUGUUCAGUGUGAUUCUACUGCUCACAAUAACUUCAGUGUACUCAUUAUCAAUCAGCUAAAUUAGCAGAUGAGAUUGUUUUCAUCUGCAGAGAAGGGUUGUGUUUUCAGGCAGCUGUUUCUGUGAGGGUGGAGAAGGGACCCGAAAACCCAGGGGACGGUAUUGUUUUCAAGUAUUCAGGGUCAGGAGGAACGAUGUCACCAGACUCUGUACUUGACUUCUGUUUUGGCACCGAGUUUGCCCUCACAUUCAUCACUGAGGUCGGCUUUCCUCCGAGAUAAUUACAGGUUGACAGGGCAGUGUGUUUGUUUUCUGUGGCUUCUGAAAAAUGAGAUGUUUUGUUCUGUGGUGGAGUCGAGCCAAGACAACCAGAGCUGCUGUUCAGAAACUUCCCCCAAUUACAACCACUUGUUCACCACUGCAGAGCAACCCAUCAUGACAAAAAUGAUACAAAAAUACCACGCCAAACCACACACCCCCUCUCUCCUCCAUGUCUGCCUCCAGAGUCUGCUGACGGGGCUGAUGUACUACCGACCCGAUGACCCCAUCGAGUACCUGGAGGGCUGCCUGAAGAAAGUCAGCGAGCUGGGAGGACCGGACAAGGUGCGGUGGGAUACGUUUGUGGGUCAGGAGAAGAAGUCUCUGCCUCCUCUCAACGGCGGGCAGUCACGCAGGUCCCUCUUCAGAAAUGGUGAGUGAGUCAAAGAUACUUGGUUUAUGGAUUUAUUGAUCGGGAGACUUCAUUAGCCACAAAUCUGAAGCCUGUUUGAUCCGUCAGGUUACACAAUCUAACUCAAACCAGUAGGGAGACGAUUUAAAAGGUUAAUGAACAGAUUCGAAUGCUUUCCAAAUUAUUUAAAAGCUUGAUAUGAUUGAAAAUGAUGCAAAGACAACAUAUCAAACAGAAAAAAUAUGUUGUUCCAAGCUUCAUUUUAACAUCAUGCCAAAGAAAGUCUCUCUGUUGUAAUCCAUGCAGAACAGAGUUGCAGAAAAAUACAAGGUCUCACCUAGAAAAGGCCUCGUCGAUAACAGCAUCUGUUUCACUAACAGAUCUAUAUAUGUCGUUCAACAUUAAUAGUGUCUGCUAACCAUGCAGUCAUGGGCUUUGGCUGUUCAACUGUGGUUUCUUUAGUUUUACAGCAUGAUUUCCUCUUUGUGUGGUACAGGUUUAACCUGCAUUUGGAGUCACUUUGUACCAAUGUGGUGACUCCCACUACAGAGUCAUGUCUGUUUAGAAUGCAGUGUUCUCUAAAGGCAUGAAGAUAAAUCCCGCACAGUAUUUGUUUUGGUCUUUCUCCCUGAAGAUUUCUCCUGAUUCUUUGAAUAUUUUAAUGAUAUUUUGUACUGUAGAUGAUAAAAUCCCCAAAUUCUUUGCAGUUUUACUCAGAUGAACAUGAUUCUGAAUCUGUUGAACUGUUUGUCAACACAGUCUCUCACAGAGUAGAGAACGUCAUCCUGUCUGUACGUCUGAGAUACUCAGCAUCUCUGGAGUGUCCUUUUGACAUUCAGCCAUGCGACUAAUUAGAUUGGAGAUGUUUCUGCUGGUUUUUCUUCUGCACUAUACACAACUUUUCCAGCAGUUUGUUGCCCCUGUCUCAACUUUUUCGAAACGUGUUCCCUUCAAUGUGGCCUUCAAUUUAAAAUGAGCAUAUACGGUAAUCAUUCAUAAAACAUUGCAGGUUAUUAUUCCAACUUCUAAUUUGCCUUUUUUGCCUCAUUCUUUGUUUAAAUAUAGAGGUCAAAUGAUCCAAAAUCAACAUUUUACUUUGCAUCCCAGCUUCACACAAUGUAUGGGGGAAAAUGUCAAAUGGUAAACAGCAUGUUUUGUUAUAUGCAGGUUGCAGCUGACAGCCCACUUUCAAGCCCCACAGCCGGGGAAAAUUUUCUAUUUCCCAUCAUCAUUCUAUUUUCCUGCAGCCUAUUCUUGCAGCAGACUUCAAUUACACUUGCAAAUGCAUGAAACUCAAACAGGGAUCACCGAUAGACUGAUCUGCUUCUGCCUUCAUGAUGAAAGUGUGAGACCUUUAUUAAAAAGCAGCGGCGGUUUAGCUCACCUGAUAAAAUGCACGCUUCAAGCCAAGCGCCAUUUUUUUCUAAUCAAGUGUAUAAAUAUUUUACUUUGCUUUUAAUUUUGCAUAAACAUUGAGCUGUUCUCAUUUUAUAAUCAAACAUUUACCUUAAGGAAAUAACUGAUUCAUUCACCUUUGCCUUGAAACUACGAAGCCUCCACUGUGAUCCUGCAUGGAAGUUACAAAGCGUUUGCACGUAUUGCACAAUCUUACCCAAUACUUCUCUUUGCAUUUUAUACUGGUAUACUGGUGGAAGAUGCAGCCCAGUUUUUAGAUUUAAAAAAAGGUGAUAAAAGUGCAUCUUUUACUCCAAACUUGUUAUCCUGGUGUGCAAAACUAAUUUAAUAGAUGGUUGUCUCACUCUCUAAAAUGACCAUCUGAUUAAUAAGGAUGAAUUUGUGAAUAAAUCAAUCAAGAUAAUAGUAUUACUCUCCGCAGGGGGUUGAAUUAUGUUCUCCUAGAGUAUGCAGUAUUGCUCUGUGGACUAAAAACAAUGAAGCAGAAGCACAGCUCUGUUUUAUCCCACUGUGUUUGAUUAAUGUAAUCAGGCGUGAAGCGAAACUUGUCCGCUCACAGCCAAAAUAUAUAUUUUCAAGUACUUGACUUCUUUCCAAGGAUGCUGGCAGCAGUUCAUCUUCCUCUCCUUCACAACUACAACCCGUCUGGUUCACAGUUUGAACAGGAAAGAGAGCUGAUAUUUGUUCUCCUCCCUCAGGAGCCCCACAGCAGAUAUAUUGUGUAAAAACUGCUUGAAACUAGAAGCAGAAGACAUUUAGAGCAUGGAGAAGAGAGACGGUUUUUCUCUGGUGGAUCGGGGUGUUUCACAGCUGUUGCAAUCCCUGUUUCCAAAAGGAUCAGGAGCUUCUGCAGAGACACCAGAACAACCACAAACUGUUUCUGCAAAACUUAUUAUGAGAAGAGUCCAAGUAUCAAGGCUGAUAAACAUCUUGUGUGGUAAUCAUUCACCUGACUGUGGUUACUGGGAGGAUGUAGCUGUGGUUUCAGGCUACAUGAUGCAUUUUUAAUGGGUCUGUUUUGAAUUCACACAGUCGUUUCUUUGUUUGAUGAAGCUCGGCAGAAACUUGCACAUGAGAUUAAAACAGAGCAAUGCUAUAUGACUCUGUGUGUUUUGCAUUUCAAAGCUCAAAGGCAAAUCAGCCACGCAGCUCAACCGGGAACACACAGAGAAGUUUGAUAAAAGAGCGUCGAGGGCUACGAGGAACUCACAUUUCUUCUACUUCUCAGCGUAUGUUUGCAGAGACGCCUGAGAGCUCUGUCAGCUGCAGAGUCAAGGAGCUGCAGCCUUAUGUAACCAGAGAGAGAAAUUCUCAUAAUCAGUAUUUCUCGCCUCAGUUUGAGCUCAAAUCUGUCACAUUUCCUAUCAUAUGUUAGAGAGGGAAAUGCUGCACAAACAUCUAAAACUUUACAUUUUUUGCGUGAGAAAUGGACUCAUCUGGAGGCUCUGUAGCAACAUAUGAAACCACAGACCAGCUCAAGAAUCUGGGUGCUAAACUGGCCUGUCUGCUGUUCAGGUUUGACACCUUGAAAAUGUGGCACAUCUCCAGAGACUGAUCUCCUCAGCCCCCAAACAAGUAGUUUCAAAAGUGUCUUUGUGCUAGUUUCCAUUAAUAUCCACACAAAGACGAUACUGAACAUCUCAAGUGGAUUUUCCUUCUGAAGAAUUUCAAACAAAAAUCAAGUUUAAAUGAUUCACAAACCAUCAAAAAAACCUGAUUUUAUCUCCAUCUCUAUGAUCAAACUUUUUGGAGAGUUUGGGUUGAUAGUUUUUCAUUAAAAACUUUGUCCUCUUUAGAUUUAACUUAGCUCCAGCGAGCCCUGCAAUCCUCAGCAUUUAAUUUGGUUCAGUAUUUGAAUAACAGCAGCUUUGCUUCCUUGGAGAAACAUGAAGGACUGAUUUGUAUCUUUAUUAAAUCUCAUAAUUAGUGCUGUGAUCCAGUAGGCUGCGGUAAAAUCACUGGGAGAAACAGAUAAAAAUCUAACUGACAGUUUAAUUAUUACACAGGUGUAACUUUAUCUUGAGUUGGUGAUGCAGAGGGACAUGGAGGUGAUGUACAGUGCAGAAUUUUACACCGGACAAACUCUCAGAGCAUGAUUGAGUGGAUUCAUUAAGUUUUUAAGUGUCUUAUGUUGAACUUCAGGCUGUGGGAAAUAACAUUCAGGAGCACCACUUUACCCAAAACUCAUCAUGUGUGUUUGUGUGUGUGUCUGUUACAGUGCUGCCCGACAGUCCCAACUUUCCCUACAGACGCUACGACCGCCUCCCUCCCAUCAGCCAGUUUUCCAUCGAGAGCGACUCGGACCUGUCAGAGACGGCGGAGCUCAUAGAGGAGUACGAGGUGUUUGAUCCCUCCAGACCACGACCCAAAGUCAUCCUCGUCAUCGGUAAAGGACUCAAAAAAACACACAAAUACACAAACAUCCAAACUAUGAGUCUCCCUGCACAACAUUAACACAAAAUAGACUCUUCAAAGACACACUCUGGUAAAAAUCAUGUUUUUCUUGUUGUCUACGUGUUCAUAUGGCAUUUUUCUGAUGCUACAGGACAUAUCAUGAGAAAAAUAAGUGUGAAAUUGCAUUUUUUAAUAUUUAUGCAUUAAAAUCGCUGUGAAUCUCUGGCAGACCCAGAUAUAGUGAGAUUUUCUAUGUCACAAAUCCAAGCUCCGCCCUCUGGAGCCCCGCUAUGCAAGCCAGGCUUGGAAAAGUAGAGAGGACGAUCGUGGAACCAGCCUGUACGUUAGCAGAUUGCAAUGCUCUUAAGAAAGCUAAUUAUAAUAUUAACUUUCAUCAUGUCCCCAAAGACAUUAGUGUCCUACAGCUCCUAUGUUACCUGCUUCUUUUACUACACUGGCAAUGUUAGGCUGCAAGGUAACGUGAAGACAAGCAGUGAUGUCUCCGCCCACUCAGAGACGAAUUGCUAAUGAUCUACUGGAGCUCUGCUGAAGAAAAAGUUACACAGGUAACACGAUUUUGGCUAAAAACUUCAUCAUCACAAUUUAAAGACCACUGAUUACACUUUAAGUAGUUUAAAAAAUGAUCGGAGAGAGACUUUAAAGUGAAGAAAGAGAGAGUCAAGUUAUUUCUUGAGUUCCACACACUUAGUGAAGCCAUGAGUGAACUGCAAAGACUGCUUUGUCCACAGGGGGCGCCAAAGCUGACACAAUCUAAAAGUUCCUCACAGGAGCUUUAAUCUAAAAAUGUUUCAAGGCAUUACUACCUGUGAUUGGCGGGUCGCUGCCACAGGAAAAUCUGUUUACCAGAGUAGAGCCCCAGCAAUGACUCAUUUCUAGCUGCAAAUGACAAAGUAAGGCAGCAGCAGCGACAUAGAAAGAUUUAGGAUUCACAACAUUCGUCCAAUGCUCCGUCUACGCUAGCUACGUCUACAAACUGCAUUAAAAGAAAUCAUGUGGAUCCCUGCUGACUCCUGUUUUCCACCAGACGAGCUAAGGACAUGGAGAUCUCUGAAAUAUGUAAACAAAACUUGUACAAGUUUCUCCGCAGAUGCAUGCAGCCUCAUCUAUUUACAUAAAAAGGUCAACAAGAAUUCAAAAUAGGAGUUUAUAUUUGCCUCGGCGAUGAGCUAAAAAUACACGGCCUGCAUGAGAAUCUGUGUGGGUUCACUAUCAGCGUGUUUUUCCUGGUAUUUCCAUGGCAGCUCCGCCUUUCUUGGUGGGUAUCUGCGGGGGAGAUCUUGUUGCACGUCACUCUCUGUGUAAGACACUCACGCUCUCCUAAUCUCAUUUCCUUGAUGGGCUUGUAUCAGCCCGUCAAAUGCAUUCAUUAAUCUUGUGAAUCCUGCACAUCAGUCAUGCAAUAAGAGCGAUGACACUGGUUAAGCUAAAGUGAAACCCUGCUAUUUUUAAACCCUCCUGAAAGUAUUUUAUUCAAGGUUUGUCUGUAAAAGAGCCCUGAAAUGCGUCUGACAGCCUUCUGUGGCAGCAUGUUUUGCUCCCUGGUGUGGAGACCGUGGCUAUAGUGUGGAUGACAGUUAUUUGUCCUUGCAGCACAAAGCCAGUUCUGAUCUUGUCUCUGUGAGCGCGCUGUGCCAGAUUUUGGAGGGGUGGAUGUGUUAGGGUGGCAGUAGCUGUCAUCCCUUUGGAGGUUCAAGGCAAAUGUUUUUAUCUGUCAUGUUUGCAGAGAGAGAGAGAAGCUGACAGAGAUGCGUUUGGUCAGGAAGAGGUUAGAAGGAGCAGGAGGAGGAGAAAGAGGCAGGGUCGAACAUUAUGAAACACUCAGAUCCAAGAUAAAGUGCAUAUUUGUUUAUAAUGAUUUAGAGUAACUCCCUUUCACCACUAAAAACAUCACUUUAUCUGUUUUCUGAAAGCAUCUCGAAGAGUAUGUUGUGAAAUCCUAGUUAGUGUCCUUCUGCACUGGUUGCCACAUAUCGAGUGAAGAAGAGACGAAGAAGCAGCAACAGCAGCUAGUGAGUUAGCUGAAGUAGCUAACGGUUUUAUUGUGAAUCCAAAAACAACUUUAGGGCUCGUGCCUCUCUGGGCAGGAGAACAUUUUUUCCUUCAAAUUUUCUCUUUCAAAAUAAAAGAAUAGUUUUACAACUCCAGGAAUGAAACAGCCUGUGCAUAUGCGCCAGAAAAAAUUCAAAAUUAAAGCAUGGCAAAAAGGUGUUAAAGAAUUUAUACUUCAAAAUAAAAGCACAUUUUUUUACGCAGGGAAUAAAACAAUUUAAGCUGACUUAACCCAAAAUUACCAAAAUAAAAGCCUGACAAACUGUUGUUUUAUGAUGCAAUUUCUGUGACUAUGAUGAAUCUUAAAACUCAAUGUCAUUCGAAAUGUACGAUCACGUGAGGUCAAAGAUAUUACUGUGAUGAUACUGUUAUUUGGAUAUUUUACGACCACUGUAAUCAUAAGUUUAAAAUCUAUAUGAAGGGAAAGUACCAGUACUAAUACUAUCCCUCCCUUUAAAUGCUUUUAAGCAUAGCCAUAACCAAUUACAAGGUUACCUAGGUUACCAUGGUCUGGACACUGCUAAUAUUCCAAUAAAUUGGACAAAGAUUGAGGUUUUCCAUCUUUUUUAUGUGCAUCAUCCAACAUCUGCAGGAGGACAGAGAAGACAAGUGUUGAUCCAGACCUCAAGCAAAAACAAAACUCCCUUACACUGUCUAAUUAGUAAAAAGGACACCUAUUCAAUACGAUUCAGUGACUGAGACUGUUCGCAUAAUGAAGGUUUAGGACUGAAAUGUUUUGCAAUCUUUUAUUUUUUUAACAAAAAUAAUUCAUUUUUGGUUUUCAUUCCUAUUUUCUAAAAGACAAAUCCAACAACCUAAAAAUAGACAGUCCAAAAGGAUCUGAUAGAUAGCUUGGCUUGGAUUUGAUACGAGUUUUUAAUACCCUGAAGAUGGAGAAAAACCUCUAUUUUUUCUUAUUUCUAAAACCUGGUUACAUCCCUGCUUACAAUAAUUAAAAUUCUAAGAAAUGCACAUGAGACUGUAAAAAUUCUUGUUCGACUUGCUCUCUGGACACGAAAGCUGAACCAGAACUCUGUUAUUUGGAUUUAUGUUUGUUUUGCACAACUUACUUAACAAAGAAUGGAGAACAAACCUUCACUAAGAGCCAAAAAAUAUAUUUUUUUGGCACUUGACUUCUUUCCAAGGAUGCUGGCACCAGUUUGUCUUCCUCUCCUACACAACCACGACCAGUCUGGCUCAGUGUUUGAACAAGAGAAAGAGCUGAUAUUUGUUCUCCUCCCUCGGGAGCCAUAUUGCGGAUACAUUGUGAAAAAACUGUUAUGCUUUUCUUAAGAAACACUAAGAAAAAAAAAACUGCAAGUAAAGCUUAGCUUUAUGCUCUCUCCUCUUAGCUAUAGAUGUAGUUUCCCUGAAAGGGUCAGAAAGUUUUUCUACCAACACACCAUAUCUAAACAUGACUAUACUUUAAUGUCACAAAUAUCAAAUCAGCCAGAGAUUGGAGAGGAGCAAUGGUGCAUCAAGUGUGCUAUUUAUGACUCCACCUUUUCCUGUUGAUGUAGAAUAGGCAGAAAGAGCAGCAGCAAAGACCCUAGGCUACAGAAUAGAGCAGGCAUCAGUGACAGUACACCUGGCAUUGGUAAAAUCAAACGGCAUAAAAUAAAGCGGCUAGGCUUAGUUGUUUAGUGGUUUCAGAGGUGGCAGGGAGAGCAGCAGCAAAGACCCUUGGUUACAGGACUGAACGGAGCAGGUUUCAGUAACACUGCACAUAACACAGGUAAAACAGAGGCAGCGUAAAAAGAUGAAUCUAGGGUGGAGGCGCGUUGCUAAGUAGUUUUUAGAGGUGGCAGGCAGAGCAGCAGUGAAGGCUCCAGGUCACAAUACAGAGCAGGUAUUAGUGAAGAUACAUGUGACCCUGGUUAAAUUAGAGAAAAAAGAAGGAGCUGGGUUGGAGGCAGGUUGUUAAGCAGUUUUCAGAGGAGGUGGGGAGAGCAGCAGCAAAGACUGCGGCUUACAGAAAAGAGCAGGCAUCUGUGACGGUACAUGUGACACUGGUAAAACCAGACAAAGCAUAAGAAAGAGUUGGGGUUGAGCCGGGUUGGUAAGUAGUUUGCAGAGGUGGCAGCGAGAGCAGCAGCAAAGGCUCCAUGUCAUACCUCAGAGCAGGUAUCAGUAAGGAUGCAUGAUUCUGGUAGAAUUAGACAGCCAAAAAAGGAGCUGGGUUGGAGGCAAGAUGCUAAGCGGUUUUUCAGAGGAGGAAAGGAGAGCAGCAGCAAAGACUCCAUGUUACAGAGGUAGGGAGAGCAGGCAGGUUCUAAAUAGGAUCCACAAUGAAAUCAGAUCAGCUAAUAUCAGCCAAUAUUGGCUGACGUACUUUCGGCUGACUUUCUGGCCUGUCUUAACUAUUAACACUAUUCUCAAUAUUUGGUGAGCCUUUUAUUGUUUUGUUUCUGCAGAGAUAAUGUGGAUAUUGAAGAUAGUUUCACCAGCCUGUAUGUCCUCUUUUCAACAAAGCACACCAGCAUCAAAAACGACCUCACCUCUCAUGGCGGUAUGGUUCAAACUAACUAGGUCAUUCAAUGUGUCGUCCCACUACGGCGAGGCAAAAAACCCGCUGACAGAGAGGAGCGUGACGCCUUCAGUCUUAUGUUUGACAGUCUACUUAAAGCUAGUCAUCGUGUUGGACUCGAUUGCGCACAUGGGAGAUGACAAGGGCAGGUGCAUGAAGACAGAGGCAAGGAACAACUGGAGAAGCGUAAGCCGUGUAUGCAUUCACACCUCUGCCCACCUGCUUAGCUGCAGCGUACAGUGGGUGUGAUUGACAGGCCGACGUUAUUUACAUGAUCACACAGUCCUCAGUUACAGCAUUUAAACAGGAUGAUUCAAACGGUCAGAGCGGGGUUAGACUGUCACAACUGUUUGAGGCUUUGCUUCCAAGUUAAUCCUGUGAUUAUUAACCCCAAUUUAAAGAUUAAACCAACAAUAAGUAACUGUUUAAGACUUUUUCCCAAGCAGCAGCACCAGCCCCACUUUAGACACACUUUGCAGUACCUUUAAUUACACUCAAUAAUGAAAUACAAGCACCAUUCCUGAUUUGUGGAUGCGCUCUUAUGCCUCUUAUACAUUUCUUAUGUCUCAAACACCGACAGCUUGACGGGAUAAUCAUCUAGGACAGUUUGUUCCACACUCAUUUCACAUCUGUCUGAAUGAGAUUUGAACCUCUUGCAAUUUCUAUAUGGUUGACAUACUGUAUGAUCGCUUUAGAUCCCGGACUGAGAUGCUGUUUGUUUGCCAGCUGAGCAGCAUUUAGGUUGUCAGACGGCUUUUACAGCCACUGAAACUCGUCUCAUCACAAACUGACAGCUAAAAUGGCAUGUCUCUCUCGCGCCAUUAAAGACAAGUUUUGUGGCUUUUAACCUUCUCUCUAUCAGAGUUCGGUUUAUGGUGUGAAACACAUGCUAGUGCUGUUCUCCGGGUCUCUUGGGCAAAGCUUGGCCAAGCUACAGAAGAUGUUGGCGGUGCUGUUGUUUGAUGUAGACAGAAACACAGGAUACAUCAGUUUGGGUUUCUUUUUAUAUCUUUUGCUUGAAGUGUAAACUAAGGACUAACUUGUUGCAGACUUUUUGGACCAGGGUGGCCAAAAUGGGUCAGUGACUCUCCCAAAACCAUCAUGUCCCAUCAGAGUCUUUAACCAGUCUUACCUGGGAGUUCAGUGUUUCCCCUAUAGUGUUUUUGGCAGGGAACCCCGCCCUGCCAACAAAAUCCCAACCCAGAAACUAAAUUCGUAGAUAAAUAUGUACGAUUAAUUUUUAUCUUUAGCAAAACGGCCCCAUAAAAUAUAGUUUUGCGCAAUUUCAGACUCUAAAGCUUGCAAUCAUUUCAUUACUUUCGAGAAAAAUAUAUCUCUCCGCUCCUCUGCAACAAGCGGAAGCUUUGCUCGCUCCUCUCUCUAUCUCACAACGUACACGCUUGCUGACAUGUCGCGCCGCGUAGUUCAGAGGCGUGACAUGUCAGCACCACUGAGUCUGGAAUUCUGAUCGCAAGCACUUGCCGCUCUUACCCUGCCAGUUUUGUGCAGUAUGGUUCAGUAUUUCUCCCAGCCCUGAAAACAGCGCUGGCUCAUCUCCCGCCACCCCAUACCACUUAGACAUACGUCAAACGGGGUGACGUAUGUCUACGUCAUACGUCUUCUGCCCCCCUGCCAAAGUGAAAAGGCUCGGGGAAAAACUGGAGUCCCUGAGCUCCCUCAUCCUGUAGGUUUCUCUAGAUCACUGCUGCUCAAAUGCUGCAAAGUUUUUCUCACCUGGUGGAUUAAGAUGGUCUGAUUUUACGAGAUAGGACUCAAUCCAAUCCUAUCUUCAUACUUGGUCUUUGUAAACGAGUGGCGCUAUAUAAACAAAGACUGACUAAUGAAACUAAUUUGUUCCCACAUUAAAACGAGGCCAGACAUCAUUGAUGCUUUUAUAAUGAUCCACUGUGUUUUUUUUUCCUGUUUUCUUCCUCUUACACCUUUUUUUCCGAGUUGACAGAGAGAAAAAACAUUUGUCAGAACAUGUAGGAGGUUCACACGUACCUGCUUGUCUCAUCUGCAACCCACCUGCCCUCCUCCCCUGCAAAGAAUUGAACCCACGGUCGCGCAAAGAGAGACACACACAAACACACAGUCACAACCAGCCUCUCUCACACACACACACACAGAGUCUCACAUAGUCUGGGUUUCUCUCUCCCCUGAUGCAAGCACGCGCCCACGCUCACACACCCACACAUGAAAUGUUUCACACUCACACAGACACAUUUCGCACAGACGACAAAAAAUCUCCCAAAACAUCACCGACUCCCUCUCUCCCCUCUUUCUCUCUCCCUCUGUCUGUGUCUAGGUGGCCCUGGCAGCGGCAAAGGAACUCAGUGCCUGAAGAUUGCCGAGCGUUAUGGCUUCCAGUACGUGUCUGUGGGCGAGCUGCUGAGGAAGAAGAUGAUCCACAACGCCACCAGCAACAGGAAGUGGAGCCUCAUCGCCAAAAUCAUCACCAACGGAGAGCUGGCACCGCAGGUAUCAGAGAAACAGAUGAGAGGGGAGGAAAAAGGGGUGUGUGUGUGUGAAAUGAGAGGAAAGAUGGGUGCAGUGUGUCCAGUCACUUGCAGGUCAUUAUCACAGCAUGUGUGUAACAAGAGACUAAUUAGCAGCAUCCGAAUCACAGGCGUGCAGCAGAGAGGGACGCUUAUCCGUCUCAUGUGAUGGAUAAUGACUCUGCUUGUGAAGAAAAUGAGACUCAGACCCCCUGCCGUUUGUUUGUGCUGCAUUCAUUCAAACACAGUAUAGAAAAUGCAAAUGAUGCCUUCACAUGUCACAAUUUCACCGGAAUGAAAUUAAGAUUAAAACCGUGACAUAAAUCUGCAUAUUCAGGAACAGCAGGAGGUUCGAACGGCAAUGAAAGCAACAGGGAAUCAGCAAUGAGAAACACACGUGUCGGGAAAAAUGUGGAAAAAAAGAAAUACAGUGAUGGAAACAGGUAAUAAAGUCAAAGAGGUAAAGUGAGUUUGAUUAAGGGAUGUGAAAGUUUGACCCCAAAGAUUACCACAGCUGAGAUCCUUAAUCCCAGUUUUGUAAUCUCCAAAGUGAGUCCAUGCGACUGAAGGUUAAAGCUCCUUAGAGUCUGCAAUUAGAGGAAACAUUAAAAGACAUCCGCAGCCACAGUUAAAAGGAUGCUAAAAACUGGAAUAAAGAUUGAACAUCCAUUAGGGCCCUCUUAAAAUGAUAUUAAACACACGGUCAAUAAAGCAUGGCACAAAGUGGAUUAGUGCACAUCCAACUACAUGUUGCUAGUUUCUUUCCAAGCCCUCUGUCCCAUUAAAUACUCCAUUUUUACUAUAUCAGCCAAAAUGAAAAAUACAGAUACUUUCCUUUGAGGAAAAGUGUUGUUGCAUGUGUUUAAAUGUGUAAAAAGCAGAGGAACUUAAAGGGAUAUUCCGGCAUAAAUUUAAGCUAGGGUCAAACACACCGUAACACCGAGUUAGACACCCACUCGAGAGAUGACUGUUGCCGACGGCUUGCUUCUCAAGUUAUACCAACUUUAGUAAUGACCGCACAAUAGCAAUACACAGUGGUCUACGUCUCCACGCUGAAACCGCAACUAAAUAGCCUAGUUCAGCGGAGUUUCGCAGCUCAAGGAAGAACAUUUAUGAUUAUUACAUCAUGGAAAUGCAAUCAGAGUUACUGUGUAUCUUGUAUGUGCACUGCAGACGUGGCACUUCUUCUGCCACAGCCUGUCUUUCUGAUUGCAUUUCGUGUUUAGUCUCUUUGCUAAAGAAAUUAGACAAAGUUAAAAAGAUGUUUGGUGGCUAGUAUGAUGGCUGGGACUCUAUAUGUACCGUUGAUGAAGUUAGGUGCUGUUCUGAGGAUUAUUUGUGGCCAUAGAGUGGCUUUUUGGUUGAGGUGUGCGCAUGGAGACAUAGACCGCUGUGUUUUGCCAUUGUGUGGUCAUCACUAAAGUUGGUAUAACUAGAGAAGCAAGCAGUCGGCAAGAUUUAUCUCUCGAGGGGGUGGCUAACUCGGUGUUACGGUGUGUUUGGCCAUGACUUAAUCUUAUGCCGGAAUAUCCCUUUAAGUGCUCAUCUCUGUGGCCUUGGACUCCUGACUUUUGGUUGCGAUUUUGUUGGUUUAAUGCCAAGGCAUGUUCUGUUUCCAGGACCAAUACAUCCAAAGAUGCUAAUUUGGGUUAAGUUUACGUGCUAUUUGCACAAAAAUGAUAACUACGUGUGGUGGAAAAUGACAGUGAUACUUGCAAUGCAUAUUAUUAUAUUAUCAUUAUUAUUAUUAACAGCAAUUUUCAGGUCACAUCUCUAACUUAGAGUAGAAAUUAGAUGAGGUUAAAGUGCGUCACAGUCAUUCAAGACGACCUUUGGAGAAGAAAGUUGUAUUGAACCCAUGACUCACUGCAUGAUUGUCAGCAGCUCAUUAUAACUGACGUACUAGCUUUUACUGCUGCUGCCAUUUGUCAGGUAUCAAUUAGCCAUGUCAGCAUCAGGGGGUCGUUCUUCGGUUCUGCUGCACAUUUUUGGUACCAGCGAGUGUAUGCUUUUUCUUUCUCCUCUUCUGUCAUUAAAACUCUUUUUAUUUCCUUUUUCAUGUCUCUGAACCUUCUUGAUAACAUCAGUCAACCCUUGAAACAUGUAAUUAAGUCUUUGUGGGAGAAAUAAAACACACUGACAUUAGGGCUGAAAUUAAAAUACUACUGGGAAACUACUUCAUUUACUCGACCUUAAAAUAAAACAUUCAUCAAAUCAUGAGACAGAAUAUUACUGGCUCAUAUUGGGUCUCAAAUGUACAGACUUGAUUUAUUCCAAUGUUGAGACCCCAGCUGGUGCUAACUGAGUUGUAGGAGUCGGUAGAGGAGCGCUUAUGUCAGCAGUGUGAAUGUAGAGGGUCAGUCUGUUAGCUUCGAUAAAUUUCCAACUAAAUCAAAACCCCAAGGUACAGGAUUUUUAUACCAAGGUUCUCUGCGUCGUGACUCGCAGCUUCAGCUUGAAUUUCCUUCGAUACCUAUCUGCCUCAUCAACUCUCAUCCCUGCCUCGUCUGGCAAACACCGGCUCUGGCUUCAGGCCUUUUCCUGGACGUCUGUUGUGAUAAACAGCAGGGCAGGCUGAGCUGAGGCACACUGGGUAUUAUUAAGUGAGUUGUGGCUGUUGGGCGUUUUAUUUCCAGGUUUGGUUAGUUUAGGAAAACAGAUUAGUGGGCAGGGAAAAGGAAACUGCAGUUGGUUUGUUUGCAGACUUUGUCGUUCAAUACUAAAUUAAUAAAAUAAAUCUCUGCGUUUAUGUCAUGAGAUUAAUUCAAGCAUUUCUCCCUGUAAGCAGGCUGGAAGAUGUUCCUCCUCGUAAACCUCGGCUCUCUAACUCUGUUAGCCGUGCUUCUUCCUACACGCUGCAAAUAAAUCAAAAUGCAGCAAACACAGUUCUUCAUAUCGCUGCCUCUCAGCCAGCUACCAAUCAUUGGAAGUUCCUGCCUCAUGGCCGUUACUCUCUGCGAGGUCAUGUGACUCUGGAUGUUUCUGAACUUCUGUUCCCUCAAAAAUCCCCUCAGCCUCCUCUUGAGAUGGACUCAGACAGCUCAGAGUCCACUUUAGAUUGAGGAUCUCAAGGCUGUGGAAAAAUCUUUAUGUUUGGAUGCUUUAAGAGGAUCCUUCAAACAUCCGCUGUGACGCAGCAGAAAUGGCGCAUUGGUGGACCUAAUAUACUGACUAUGAAACAACUACUUGUAAAAGAAAUAACUGUUGUGAUGGGAAUUUGAAUUUUCCAAGUAAUUAGUUACUGAAUCUUAAAAGACUGGGCUUGUUUUCAGAGGUUCAGACUGUGUCCUUGUUUGACAACUUUCACUGUGAUCAGAAAUGUGCCAUUUUAUGCAGAUGUGUAGCUUUUUUCUGGAAAUAUCGGUCAUCUUGCUGCCGGUGACCUUUUCAGCAGAGCUCAAGCUACAUUAGCAGUGAUAGUUGUAAAGUACAGAUUAGGCUGACCAAUUUUCAUACGUUUCAGAGUCACAGAGUCGCACAAUGUUAAUUUUGAGAGUUUUUCGUGUCGGAUCGAGUGUCUUUUGUGCCCCUCUAACUCAGUAAAUCCACAUGACACAAACUUGAAACUUCCGUACAAAACCGCAGACACUUGAAGGAUUUUAUAAACUUCCCUGAACAAAACCAGACAAGCCUGGACAGCCCCCCCAAAAGAGGACAUGUCUGGGUAUAAGAGGAAGUAUGGUCACCCUUGUACAGAUAUCAAUAAACAGGAGGAAAGUUUCAAAGUCAGAGAUAAAUCUCAUGAGAAGAGGCAUGAGAUUUACCCAAUUCAUGACAUCACAAAUUGAUGUAUUUUCUUGAAAGAGCACACUUUGCAUUCUUUUCAAACUCAGUUUCCAAUCUCAGAGUCAAUUUUGGGGUCUAUUUUCAUAUAAAAAGGAGAAAUGUUAGUUAACUCAUUAAAACAAGUUUGCGGCAUGGCAACAGUGGAGGAGGCUUCCAGUAAGCCGGCUUCUGGAAUGCUGGGGAACCUUAAAAGGACAGCUACUAUAAAUCUUUCUCUGCUGUGUCUUGUAGAAAACUUAUUUUUAAUGAUUUCUUACAUCAUUCCAACAUUUAAAGAUAAACAUCAAACCAGCUGUACAACAUAAUACUUAUUAAAGGGUCUGUCUUCGUUGAUCAUUGACGAUUGCAUCUAUUUUUUUUCUGGGACAAUCUUAGACUGAGAGGGAAAGAGUAAGAGAAUAUAAACGUAUAAGAGGAGUUUGCUAUAGUGUUUCAUGUCAACGUGAGGAGACCAGAUAAACCUUCACUCUGUCCUCUGUUUUUCAUGCUCUGACUCUAAUUACACGAACAGCUUGAUCUGUCCUGUAUCUCUGUGCACACCCUGAUGCGACCCAUGAUCAAUGCCUCCACAUGUUGCUUGUUUGCUGGUACUUAAAGCCGGUCUCUUCUGUUCCACUCUCUAAAAACCACACGCUGCUGCCUCAGACACUUAAAACAGGCCGUAAACACCGUUUCACAUGAUUUGAGCUGCCUGACGGUACUGAUGCGAAAUGAUAAUCCACAGGUGUGGACAUUUCAGUGUGGUCCUCUCCAGUGAGUUUGCCACAGCAUGUUUUCCAGGAGAAGUGAACGAUUGAACUGGUGAGGUACUUGGACGUAGCUGCGGCGAUGAUUGUCAGCUGUGGUGUUAAAGAUAGGUGGGUAAUCUCUCAGACAGUCGGAGAUGAUUGUCUUCUGAUGCCUGGCAUUCUUGUGAGAGCUCAGCAUCGAGCCAUGCAAUGGAUCAGACGGCUUUUCUCAGAUUAGCUUUUCUCAUUUCAUCUCACAUGGGUACUGCUAUCUACAGUAGAAUCCAUCUGAAGUGUAAUCUCCCGGUCGUCCGCAGGCCCGCUGUUUUUAUUCUGCGUAUGGAGAGAAAUUAAACAUCUGUGUUACUCAGCGUCGGGGACGGCUGGCGAUAGGAGUUAUUUUUAGAACAGGGCAUUGCUCACGUAUCUCUGCCGUAUCGUAUGAUGCAUUGUGCCCGCAGAAACACAUCAGAACAUGCUGACCUCCUCCAGCCAUGGGGAAGUAAUUGAUGCUAAAGGAUGCUGGCACUCUGUAGCCUCAAGUGCAGUCAAAACAUUUGUUCUGCUGCAUGCAGAUAUGUUGGAUAAGCAGGUUAAUCAUAUCCUGGAAUCCUCCAAUGAAUCUAAUAAACCCACCUCUCUGCAGGAAAUUACAGCAACAUUAACUCAACUACUUCACACGACUUUUGUUUACAUUUGUUGUCUGCAGCAGCAAUCUCAAAACCAACUGUGCGGUUCAUGCAAAUGUGAGUUUGGAAAGGCAGAAAAAGAAGCAUCAGGGUAACGGCUGAGGUCCAGUAAACUGAGAGGGAUGUUUGUUUUCACGCUGUAGAGAUCCUGUGGUUGUUUUUUUUUUUACAUUUAAACACAAAUGGAGGCGUCGACUGAUCGUAAUUAUGAAUCAUUUCUUUGUUUUUCAGGAGACGACAAUAACCGAGAUCAAGCAGAAGAUCAUGAAGAUCCCAGACGCCAAUGGGAUCGUGAUCGAUGGGUUCCCUCGAGACGUGGGACAAGCCUUGUCUUUUGAAGACCAGGUAAGUUUCUUGUAAAGGUGUUGCGUAGCUUUUGUGCAGAUAAUGGAGUCAAGGCUUCCUUCAUGAAUUAAAAUCCUGUGAAAUUUUGUGACCUUUUAUGUGAUGAAACAAGACUUGAGGAGUUGUGGAAGUAGAGACAGUGAAAGAGUCUUUCGGUAAUUGCUGGAAAAAAAGUUUUUCUUGUUGAGAUACCUUUUUGGAGCGUUCCUGUUUCAAUUGGAGAGCACAGCCAAGGCAAGACAAGAAAUAUGGGUUCAGAGAGUUGGAGAUAGCAUGGACCAAACAGCACCAUCAGUGGGAGUUGAACCUAUGACCAGUGUGUCAGGGGUUGAAGCUUCUGUACACAAGACGCCUGCUCAAGCUACUGUAUCAAAUGCUGACUGUCGUCCAAAUUUCCACCCCAUGAUAAACGUGGCUAAAAUAAAUCCAUGAUAAUGAUAUUUAUUGUUGUCAAUUAGUCAAACUGAGGAAAGGCAAGACAAGGAUUAAGAGACACACUACUUCAUAAUCUUGACUAAAAUGUUCGAAUGAUUUGCUCACAUCAUCGUCCAUACCUCACUUUUGUUGGUCAGCCAAGUUUCUGUUUACCUUUGUGGAGAAGAUUUCCUCAUAAAAUGAUCCUUUCUGAGGCUUUUAUUUUUAUAUAUUUACUGUAUUGGGUUUACGUUGCUUUGUUUCCUGUAUUGAAAGAUUGUGCUUUUAUUUUGAAAUUAUAAUUAUGCUCCUUCGAAUAGAUUGUGAGUUACAGACGAUCAUUUUCAAAACAUCAGUCCUAGAACCAUCUGAGACAUCCCUUUGUGACCGACAUGAUUACUAUUAUAUACCGUACUGACAAUGGGCACUAUUAGUGUGUACUGUUAGACACACACUGUGUUGUUGUUGCCCUUCAAUAACCGGCUUCAACUGUAUUAUUUCUUAUAUAAUUUGUCUGCCAGUCUCUUGGCAACGGUGACAAGGAGGAACUUUCUUUUUGGCAGCAAACUCGAGCAGAACCAGGCUCGACGGUAGAGGGCCAUCUGCCGCAGCUAAGAGAAACCCUGCAGAAUCAAACUUUUGCACCAUGAAUCAAUCGUGAAUUCUCCACUUUGCUACUCCACUGCUGGAGCUUCUGACCCUUGAGUUUUCAUAAAAGCAAACUCAAGAUCCACCAGCUAUCAUUGUCCAUUAUCAGCGAACUGGGUUAGACUCUCUGGGGUUUUCAGGAGCCAGUGGUAAGUUUUAAACCACUCCAGUCUGAGAGUCACUCUUUCAAGUGGGAUUUAUCAGUACAUUUAUUUUAUCACGUAACACAAUGAUUCAGAUUUGUAAAAAAAAAAAAAAAAAAGGCAAAAUGCAAACUUUGUUAGGUUUGCCUCAAGAGACGAAAUACCUCUGUAAGUUCUUGGUUGUUGAGCUGAGGUUGGAUUACUCACGUCUGAUGCAAUCCAGGAAGUUAAGAAAUCUCACCGCUGAUCAGCCUUUGCAGGACAGUGUGAAGAAGUUUCUAAGAUAAAAUAGAAGUUGUCAGUUGAGUGCAGACGGGGUCAGAGGAUGUCAUGCCAUGAGACCUUCUUUUGCCCAGAGAGAAAAAUGCAAUCAACCAAAAUCGCAACAAACAAAACCCUGAUCGUGCUGAAGAUCCAGACUCCUCACGACAGAUUUUCUGUUUCUGAGUAAAGUCUGCAAAAUGAGAUUUAACUGGAUAACACUGAGUUUCCCAUGACCUACAUUUAAGAUGGAGAAGAUUUUAAAUUUCGCAAUAAAAAAGACAAAACUCGCAAAUGAGGAGAUUUUAGAUUUCAAUCUGAAUCAAAACAUGGAUCUGAGCAGCAGAGUCUGCAGCCUUCAGUUAUGCAAUAAAAAAGUGCAUGAAUGUGUUUUGAAAUUCUCAUACUGAUGAUAUCUGGGGAGACUUUCUGUUUUCUCAUGAUAGAUUGAGAUCAACUUCUCCGGUCCUUUUUGAAUAUAAAUAUGAACCAUAUUUUAGUCACGUUUUGACCGUAGAGUUGACUUUUUCCUGCCAGCUCUGACCCUCAGCUCACACUCCUCCUCCUCCUCCUGCUGCAGCUAAUCAGCUAUUCAACAGUGAAACACUGCUUUUCCGUUUCACUGCGGUGCUCAGCGUCCCUAACCCUUGAAUGAACAAGCAGUGUCACGCUGGGGGCAAGGACUCACUGCACUCUGACCCGCAGACAGGUUCACCGUCUUUGUGCUCCACUUAAGGGUCCUUGAGCAGGAUGUGAAAUAACGCAUUUCAGGGAGUCAGAUGAAGCGUUUCCGUGCACACUGAAAACAUCAGCGUUAAUGUAAAUCAGCAGAGUGAGGAAGAUGGAUUAAAAAGGCGGCGGCACAGAUUUGUAAAGCCGUGUUUCUGUCUCAGCGAGAGGCUCAGGAUGGACAUUCAUCCUGUACAACUGAGUGUCCAAUUGUGUCACAGGGCGGUCGAUUGCUUUCACAGGGAUUGAUCCUCCGUCACAUUUAAACUCAUUUAACAUUAAUCAACUUUUAAAUGAACACUCAAUGACUUUUAGAGUGGUUGGGGGAUCUAUGGAGGUCUGUCUGUGUCAGAGAGCCUCUUUAUACAAUCGACUAAAUUUAGCUGCAUUGAAGGGAAAGUGGAAGAAGGACAUCAGAGUCUCAACCCGUAUUUAGACUGGAUUUAUAUUCAUGGAGGAGCUGAACAUUCACCCUGCUCCAGGAUAACUGCACUGAUUGUUCCAGAUGGGAUUUCGGCUGUUCUCAUUUUGCAGCUGCAUAAUUCAAAGGAGCUUUUUGCAUAAAAAGCAAAAGAUUAAGUCCAUUAUUGCAGGUGAUUUUUCAUUACCAACAUAUUAACAAUUAAAGCUCCCAUGAGGAGUUUUUUAUUUAGAGUAAAACGGACUGACAUUAGGAUAUGAAAGCGAAUGAGACUCUAUGAGCAAGAAGACUGACUAUUAAUGCAUGUUACUGGUGUCAGGCAAGCAUAAUAAAGAAAACACAUAAAGAAACAGCUAUGCAGUGAUAAAUGUAGAUUAAAGGAGUCACAAUGAGAUGUUUGUCGAAAAGUGCAUGUACAAGACGAAUUUACAAAUCCUUCUUGUAACUAAAAUCAUUCCAGAUAACUGACUUUCCUUUUCUUUUUGGCAACAAGUCUUCAUCUUCUGUGGUUUUCUCUUGUUUGUUGCUCAUUUUGCAGUCGUUGUUGUUGUUACCGGUGUUGUGCGCAUGCCCUCCGAGAAUUGCAUGCACCUUACAAAACGAGCACCGCUUACAGUAGAGUGGUCCACGGAAAUGUACAAUUUAAAAUUCGAAGUGUUCAUGCGUUUCUCCGCACAACACCAGCAGCGUCAGCGACUCACUCUGUGUGCAGGCCGUGGUUUCCUCCUCUCUGAUUUUGAUUGACGCCUGGCAGGGUAGUCUGACUGACAACUGAGUAAAGAACGAAUGUGAUUGGUGGAUCGCUGCACGGCACAUGCAGAGUCACAUGCAGUGUAUCUCAAUCAGCUACCCUUGAAAUGAAAUGAGUUCAUUCACCUCCUAUAUCGCAGGAUCUGCGAUGUGACUAUCGCACACGUACAUCACGAUGACGAUGCUCAAACGAUAUAUUGUGCAGCCCUAGACAAAGUUAAUGUGGGAGGGGGUGAGCAGCUUGUGGAGUAGUUAUCGCCCACUUAUCGCUAUCAAGGUGAACUGCUCAAUAAAUCGUGAUAUUAAUUUGAGGCCAUAUCGCCCAGCUCUACCUUUUCAAAUCAUUUUAAUAACAAAUAUUCCAUAUUUGACUGUAGGAGACAGAAGUAAGUUUUAAAAUGGAAAAAAACAGUCAUGGCAUGUACAGAACAAGAUCGGGAGCUUUACAUUUUUCUUGCAUUAACACACAGAAAUCCUGGAGGGCCUCCGACUCAUUCAUGUGUGUGUGCUCACUGAUGAAAAUGCAAAGCAGUUUUCCUGCUCUCCAGGCAAACAUGACAGACACUUUCAUUGAAAGCGUCUCUGCUCAAGUUUCUGCACGGAGCUUAAUCAGCCCCAUCAGAACGUAUAUCCAUCAGCUGUUAUGUGUUCUGUGGCACCGAAGUAAAUCCUGAUUGUAAAUAAGAAAAAACCGUCGCAGUCUUUAAAUGCCGCCCUGGAUGGUGAUUAAAUGUGCGUUUGAGGGCCCCUGCAGGGACAAUCAGACGGGGUUCCUCUUGAUGUAACGCACAGUGAGGGAUGAUGCGGUGCAUUAGCUCGUCAUCUUUGGUGUUAACGCAUGUAAACGGCUCGUUAAUGUGGACGGCCAGAGGCAAUCAGCCGGCUGUAUAGAGUCUGACUGCUGCAGUCAGUUUCAUGAACAGAUGACACAAAAGGCUAUCUCUGCUUUCCACACAUGCAAUUACAUGUGCUCUUUCAUUAACACAAAGAGAGACCUUGUACCAAUGUAGUUCUAAAUUUACAUAGGUGCACAUGAUCGCACGUUCAGGUUAUACACAUUGACAUUAGCACACACCGGAGCAUAUAAAUGAGAAAAUACAAGGAUGCAUAUAACACUGGAGUAUUAAACUCGUAUGAUUCACACAAAUCCAAUAUGGAGUGUCAUUUGCACAAACGGUAUAAAAGUGCAGAAAAAAACAGAUGCAGCGGUGUGACACUAAGCAAUAUGUGGUUUAAAUACCGGUAAAUUUUAUACAUGGUUAGGGGCGCACAAUUUGGGCUAAAAAUAAAAUCCCUGAAAACUCGAUUUUCGAUUAAGGGUUUUUUAGUCAGUGACAACUUCACCAAACGUCUCUUCAAAAAUAAGUUUUUCUAUCGUAUCUCAAAACGAAACCACUGAAAACGAUGUAGUGCACAUGCCAAGCCAGUAAGUGGCGCUGUAACGCUGCAGAGGGAAAGCAACAAAAGACAGAAGAAGAUUUUAAUUUUUCUAACAUCGUCAUAAUCAAAUGAUCCCAUUACAAUUUAAAAUCAAUUAAUCGUGCAUCCCUAUACAUGGACAACAGAACAUCUGAAUCACUGUCUUUGAAUUUACUCGAGCGAUGUGCUAAUAGUGACUCUUUCUUAGAGUUACAGAUCCGACACCAAGAUCUGAGGUACAUAAAUUCCAGAGAUGAUACGAUACACCAAGAGUCCAAAACCCCCUGAUUUUUCAUUCCUUCUUCACUAUAAAUAACAGAAAUAAGCAGCUCUCACUCUGAAACUGUCUUUUAAAGCACUGACUGUGAACAUCAGAUAUCAAAUCUACCUGAAAAUAGAGACACUGGCGACGCUCUGAAGCAACUGACCUCAGCGUGGAGGUGAGAAAGCGCUCAUAAAACAGUCAAAAUGGAUUUAUCCAACACCAAUGAACACUGAAUCACAGAGUCUGCAGGCGAAGAAGGCCAAAGUGGUUCAUAGCAUUAGCAGAACUAGCACCUCCGGUCGUCAGGUUAGCUUCCACAUGCAUGUGCUGGUUAUAGUGGAGUGUUAUGCACCCUAGAGAAAAACUUUAUCUCCAUUUUCUAGUGUUGUGCACGAAUGAAGAUAAGAGCCCUGAAUACGAAAGUGAAUACUCUGUCAUAAAAAGUAUUUACUUCUUUUAAACCUUGAUUUUUUUUAUGACUAACAGUCGCCUACUAAGUCCUCCAGCCUCACCUGCUCUUUUCUGCAGAGGUCUUUAAACACGAAUUCUUUGACUCGUCACGCUCACCUCAGCGGACGCCUUACCCGCUCUCAUGUCUUCAUUACAGCUUCUCGUCUUCCUAGUAAUUGUACAUUCUCCCGCCUCUCUUCGUGAAAAGGCCAAGACUCAGAAUAAUGAGAACUCUAAUGUGGUCCUGCUGUCCCUCGUCUGACAGCAGACUCCACUUAGUACAUGGUCCCCCCCUCCCCUCUGAGAGCUGCAUGAGGAAAGACAACAGAGAGGGAGAGAUCGGAUGAUGAAUGUGGCUGGCUCAUGCACAGAGAAAGGGAUUUCUGCACAGAUAAUAACGCAAAAUCACACUCUAACAUCUCAUUGACAGAGCCCACAGCUGAACUAUAACUGUGGUUAUUAUCAGCAAUCCCAGCUGUUUCCAACAGUGUGCAGAUUACAUUAAAAAUCCUUCCCUGUGUCUAAAUAGGAGCCGAUAGUGACUGACGCGCUCAGUCAUUCUUACACUGCAGAGCCUGGAAGCCUCAUAAUUAAAUGACUGUUUCCUCUCCCGUGUUAUAAUGUGGUAAAUUUGCUCAAAACGACCAACGAUCUUCAUUUCUCCUCACAGCGUUACUUUAAUUGUCACAUUAGAGGUGCUACACUACGAGUUUGCAUAUGUUUAUGUCUAGACAUGGAUUAAGACGUGAGAAAGUUCACAAAUGAGGUCAUGCAGAUAACAAAUGCAUUCAGGUAGGUGUGUUCCUGACCUUUAUCUGGAAAACGCUCAAAAACAGACGUCGAUAAUUGGACAGGAGGAAAAAACACUCGGCUGAUAACGCACGCAGCAGCAGCUCUGGGAUUUACAGUGGGACUUGGUGACAGCUGGUUAUUACAGGGUCUUUUGUGCAGCUCAGGAGGAGCAAAGAAAGAAAAUAACAGUGGUGUGUUACAACAAACAAGACUCUGAGACCUUGUGAUGUCGGGUUAGAUCAUUUUAGUGUGGGUUUAGUUUGGUAAAUGAGGGUACGCCUCUGGAAAGCUCAGGUUUUUGUGAUCUAUUUCAGUUUUACCCUCUGUCUUAAUAGCUGCUGCCCUGAUUAUUAGACAUGGUUGUCGGGAUUUUUUCAAAAUUUCCCACUUCCCCAUUUUAUUCUACCAAAUAUUAAGGUCUUCAAGUCAGAAAUAUGAGGAAAUCUGGUCAAAUCUAAAAGUUAUUAAAUCAGCCAUCAACCAGAAACACAAACAAGUCUCUGCUAAGUAUCGAUUAAAGUUAUUUAUUCAUACAGCCAAAAUUUAGCCCCCAAAUCCCAAUGAUUAUCAGUGUUUUCAUGGCAACAGUAUUCCAAUUACCCAAAAUAGGAGUCAAAUUAACAUUUUUAUUUACAGUUUAGUCUUAAAAUAAUCAUAAAUCACAUUAAACUUAAGAUUUUAAUUUAUAGUAAAGUCAGGAUAUUUGCAUUUUCACUAAAUCCUGAAAAUAUCAGCAGAAACUGUCAAAUCUUCUUUUGGAAACUUUUCUGUCGAAAUUUUUUUCACUCUUAGCCUGUAUCCUGUAAUCCUGUAAUGGGGCGCUCACACCAAGCGCAAGUUAAAUCAUCCACUUGCUUAAUUUGCACGAAUCUUGAUGCGUGAAUGAAUUGUUCGUUUCACUCACACGUCAACGGUAAUUUCAACGGUAAUCCCUGCCAAUUCAACCGGCGGGAUCAAGUGAUCAGUUUGUACUCCAUGUUAGAUACCAGUGAACAACCGUUCGUUUUCAUAUGUCCCUUGACAACCAUCAUCCAGAGUAGUUAUCGCGGCGCCAAUAUCCGCUCAAGUUGAGACAUUUUCACCUUCCGCCCAAUUCGCGUCAUUCGCUCUGCCAGAGUAGUAGAGUGUCUGAUCACGUCUUUGCGUUGACUUAUCAUGUAAUUCGUUCGCAAAAAUGAUUUUGCUUGCGCUUGGUGUGUGGAGACAGUUAGACAACCAAAGCCCACACCAUGUUGUGGUUUUUGGUUGCUUUUGUGUCUGUUUUCUUCACUUUGGUUGAAGUCUCUCUCACUCAGCUUUUUGUGCGUUUUCACGUCAUUUUUCUGCGCCGUCUUCAAUCAACAUUCCCUUAAAUAUUUUACAUAAGAGCUGGUCUAGACUGUACUCUUCAUUACAAAGACCAAACAUCAAGAUGGGAUCAGAUCGAGUCCCGUCUUGUAAAAUCAGACUUUAGUCUUAAAAUAAUCAUAAAUCACAUUAAACUGAAGAUUUUAAUUUAUCCUCACUACUUAGCAAUUUCUUAAAUUUUUAAUAACUGACUUUUUUCCUGUUACUGUUUUGUGCUCAGGUUUUUUUUUCAAAUGUUUAUAAUCCUGAAUAAAGGAGCUGCCUUACAACCAUGAAAUUACAGUGAACUCAGGAAAAGUUAAAGUGCUCCAGGCUGGAGCUUUAUAUGGACUCUGUAUUCCCAGAUCAGGCUCUCUGAGCCAGCCAGUGAUCCUCCGGGGACCUGCAGCAUCAAUUUUUAUGAUUCCCUCUUCACCCCACGCUGCUACUUUGCCCUUUACAACAUCACAGCAGCCAUUUAUGAGCGUCUCCCAUGGGUCGCCUGCAUGGGUCCUUUAUAGCCGUCCAGAGAGGCUGUCUAUCAUCUUCCCUUCAAGCUAUUUUACCUCUCCUCUUAUCGACUGUGGAGCUGUCAGUGUACAUGUUCAUCUCUGUCAAUCUUCCAUUUGGGUGCCUCAAUCUAUUACACGCGUAUCUAUAUUUGAAUUUCAUUAAGUGAUCAAUCAUUCAGAGCUGAGAGACGGUGCCAAACAUGUUCUUCUUACAGCUUAAACAGGCUUUUUGGGCACUUUGGGUCAUUUCUAAGGCCAUAAAUGAAACAUAUGCAAAGCUUUUGUUCAGAUAUUCAGAUAUGAAUGUUUAGAGGACAGCAGAAACAGUCCAGGAGCUUCUUUGCUGUGCUGCAGUUUGUUUUGUGUGGUUGUCAUAAGUCCGCCGAUCCCUCUGUAACAUCAGAGAAAUAAAACAUUUUGCUCAGAGUUAAAUUAAUAACCGCGUAUUACAACUGCCAAGCUUUCAUCUCCUUCCUCCUGAAGAUUUCUGGACGCUUCAGGGAGGGGAGCUGCAAAGACAAUAACGUUACAUAACUGCUGUUUAAGCAAGCGUACAAAGCUGCCGUGCCUUUUCUUUUCAUUUUCUGUAAAGUUAGAGAAACAUUCAAGACGAGAGUGAAGGUGACAUUUACAAAGUCUGUGCAGGCUGCAGCUGAAAAAUAAGGUUCAGACUUGAUGGACAUCACAGAUGACAACCUGGUAAAUCCACCUCAGUGCUGGAUUCAUGUAUAGCCGUGUCCUGGAAAGCUGUUCUCCGUGUCCUUCCUGUUUCUUGUCCUGGCAGUGCUCCUGACCUCUAUUUAAGAGCACUUACUGUUGCUAUCAUGAAAACUACCCUGGGGCUCUUCCACUCCCCUGAACAGUGACCAUUACGUCUGUUUUAAAAUGCUCUGUAUGUUCAUAUUUGCUCUCAUGCAAUGUCACUUUAAAAAGAAAAUGUAGAAAACAACGGUUGGAAAUUGUGUCGCAGCGUUAGCAGCAGCUCUGGACCUGGAAAUGACACCUUAAAAAAACAAGGUUAUAAAUGUAUGAAUAGUUUCCACUCCUUCUUGAUACUGAUUAGAUGAUGAUCAAAAAAUUGAGAUUGACAAGCAUGGAGCGAUUUUUGAAGUUGCAUUUGAACCUGCAUGUUUAUUUUGCAUUUUAAAACAGUUUGCAGGUUCAUUUUAACAGUAUAAACCAAAGUCUUCUCACUGCAGAUGAUUUUGCUGCCACCGUCCAGGAACUUGCACGACACUUGUACUUUUAAGGAGUUCCAGUUUUUGGUUGCUUUCUCUCUUUCACGCUCGCUUUUUGUGCACAACUCUGUUGUUCCCUACACCCUUAAGUCAGUGAGUGUUUGUGAUGUGGUUUCUGCAGACAUCAGUCCGAUUAGCCGCACAUGUAUGGUGGUCGCCCAAAGUCAAAUUGAUGUUUGAGUUUUCUACCAAGUCGUCUGAGAGUUGUUGAAAGAUAGAUGUGCAGGGUAGAGGUUGCCGAUUGAACUGAAAAUGUACCAAUACUGAAAGUUACAACAAUAAUCGUCGUCAUUUUGUAUAUUUGGUGUCAAAAAUAAAUGAAUAAAUAAGAGUUGGUUUUGGAUGUGUGGAGGUAGGCUAUGGUCUCAUGUCCCAUUAAGAGGCUGUCCUACAUCAGAGACCUAACUUCAUCCCAUCCAGUCGGUAACAAAGAGGGAAAGACUGGUGAGGAGAUGGAGGACGGUUCAAAAGUUGUCACAGCUGAAGUAGACGAAGUUAAUGUGGGAGGGGGUGAGCAGCUUGUGGAGUAGUUAUCGUCAAUUUAUUCAGGCGAGCUGCUCAAUAUAUCGUGAUAUUGAUUUGAGGCCAUAUUACCCAGCCCUAGUGCAGGGUCUCUAAACCUCAUGUAUGGUUUGAUUCCAGCCUGUAGCUCCUUUCCUGGCACAGGUUAUAUCUCAGCUUUCGAGAAAAACUUAGUACACGGAACAGAUUCAUCCAGAUUAAUAAUAACUGCUACAGCCUUUCUCAGAGUCUGGCCAUGUACUUGUAGAUACCCCGUGGGUUCAAGUAUGUUCAGAUAAACGCAGUUAUUCCCUUUAAUGUUGUCUGAAUAAGUAAGAUUAAUGCGAUUCAGCCCCCGUCUGUGUGAAUGGACGGUCUGUUGUGCUCGGUGAGAAAUGCUGGAUGGCGGAGCGCGAGGAAAGGACCGCCGGGUUUAUGGAGACAGAUGGAGACGUCUGAUAGGCAGCAGCUCCACUUGCCCAGAAAGAAGGCAAACAGUAGUUUGGACUGAAGCCUGUAAUCAGCAGUUUCCUCCUUAUACGACAGCAGCAGCUAUAUGAAUACAAUCUAUUCCUGGAGAGGACGUCAUGAUUACUAAAUGUUGUUCUGCUGGAAUACAGUGCUUUAUUUUCCAAAGUCUUUCAUACAAAUACAACCUUGGCACAUAUUGUUUUACCUUGAAGUGACAAUGACUACAGCUGACAUUCAUGUGCAGAACAACAGGAAGCUGCGUCUAACCCCUCAAAACGCCUCUAUCAGCUUAUCUUUCUGCUUUUUUUAUAUAUAUAAUCAAGCGUGUUAUGCAGAACCUCCCUCACAUGGUAAAAAUUGAGUUUAUCUUCCUGCUUUUGCACCUUAUUUGGUACUUAGUGAGAGUUCAAGAAGGCAUUCCUACCAAAAAUAUCCAGCAAAUGUGUAAUAUGAUGUAAUCUUGUGAAAAUAAUAACAUACUGCUUCAUUAACAAACAUCUGCAGAGUGAGACUGCUGCCCCGCACUAAUGGUACAACCUGGAGAAAAAGUAGGGCACAAGUGCGGUCACCAUGGAAACGGAAACUUUGAUUUGCCUGACUCCAAAUUGAGUUGCGUUCAUAAACAACACCACUGGAGCUAUUUUUAGCCCUGACAGAGACUGGGGGGACGGUUCGGCAGAGUGUGAUUCAUCUGAGGACGGAGGGAAACAAACAGACAAACGGAGGGUGAAGAGUGAUAAACUGUCCAUGCGUGAUUUUUAAAGAGGAAUAUCCUUUAUGGUGACAGUGUGGAACACAUGGUCUAAAUGAUCUGCUCCUCUUCCUUGUGUGUUUAAAGCUCCAGUGAGGAAGUUUUGAAAUAGACAGACAUGAACGAUAAUACAUUUGGAUGUCAUUCAAUGACAAGCCUGACGCUCUCUAAACUGUCAUUUUUAGUGCCUGUAACAGCUAAGGUUGUUGUGGAUGCUACCCAAAUAUUCGAUCAGUAAAACUGGAAAGCUUGAGAGAGAUGAGAAAAUGUGGGGAGAAAGUAGAAUACUACCGAUGAGCAUGUCAGGGUCAGGAACUGAGCCUAUGACCCCUGCAGUGAGGACUGUAGUCUCUAUAGACUGGGCACCUACUCGACCAGCUGAGCCAAACUUGAACCCCAGAGUAGAGUUUCAGGCUUUUAUCAAACCAUAGCUGCACUCCAAGUGUCAUUAUUUAGGGUCUACUGGUUUAUUCACUACAGAAAACAAGAACAGCCGUGGAUUUUUCUUUAUUUUUCAAUGCCUAAUUAUCUUGUGAUAAUGACUUAUUAUCUCAUUAUCUCGAAAUGACAAAGUUUGUUUUCUCGUUAGAGCAAAUCAUUUUGCCGACUUAAAACGGUAACUUUUAAAAACACCCUCCUAGGGCCUCAAAUUAACAUCACAAUAUGUUGAACAGUUCACCUCAAUAACAAUAAAUGGACGAUAACUACUCCACAAGCUGCUCACCCCCUCCCACAUUAACUUCGUCUACUUGAGCCGCUACAACUUUUGAACCGUCCUACAUCUCCUCACCUGUCUUUCCCUCUUUGUUACAGACUGGAUGGGGUGGAGUCACGUCUCUGACGUAAGACAGCGUCUUAAAGGGACAUGAGACCAUAGCCUACCUACACACUUUUCAUAUAUUUUUUUGACACAGAAUAUACCGAUAUGGGCAAAAUGACGUCAGUUAUUGUCGUAUAUUUCGGUAUCUGUAAAUUUCGUUUGCCCUCCAGAUUAGGAUAUUUCUGAAAUGCAGCAGCCACUGUUGUCAACAGCAAGCAGGGGUUUUCAAUGAAAACACUGACGGCACACUCCAUUUUGCACAUUACACUUUCAACGUGAGAACAUUUAACUGCCAUGUGUGAAUCAGACAACAGCAGUAACAAUGGCCGACACAUUAUUAAUUAAUUCCUUAUCAGGAAACUUUGUUAUAUCGAGAUAAUGAGAUAAUAAGUCGUUAUCAUGAGAUAAAAGUGCAUAAGAACAGGAAAAAUCCAUGGCCAUUCUCAUAUUCUGUAAUUUAAUAUAAAUAAACUGUUAAAAUCACAGCUCCUCAUCCUAAAUUGAUAUCUCAGACACUGAGUGACACACACACACACACACACACACACACACAUAUCACGGGUCUCUGAGGUCUCACUGGUUUAAACUUAUUUUCCUGCUAAGUUCAGACGCACCAGUACAAUCACCCCAGCUGCCUCUAAUGAUCAUUUUAGCACUAAAUCAACGUCUACCACAGUUUUCAAGUCAACAUAACAUAAUCCCUGCUAUAUAAUAUAAUCCCCUGAUAGAUGUUUAAUCUUUCAAAUCUCCCAUCAAGCUAAAAGGUUGACAGCCCCCCUGGUUUAACAGAUUAAGUCUCUUUCACUGAUCUCUAAAUACGUCACACUGCUCAGUGACGGACUCGGAGGUUUCCGAGGAGUCUUGUUGUGUCUUGGACUCAUUGGAGUGUCUCAAAUUAAACCUCUAUGAUUCAGGCAUCAGUCAGCGCUGCUGCUGCGGUUUCCUGACCUUUUCCUUUAAACUACAGAAGUCAGAGCUUAUUUGUUCGCCAUCAUCUCUUGGCAGUGUAGUUCAUUCAUCAUCUCAUGGCGGCAGUAAUUGGAGUCGCACCAGACAACUUCCCUGAGAACUUAAUGACUGAGCACCAACGGUUAGCCGCUGCACCAACUUUUAUUUCAUUUAUUUACAAUUUCAUUUUGAGACUCUUAUGAAUAUUUAUGAGACACACGCGCAUGUGUUUCCUCUUUAUGAAUACAGAGAUACUAACUCAAAGUUCGCUGUUUCUCGAGUGUUCAUUAAUUCGCUCCAAUCUCAGCGGCUGCGUUUUUGUUUUUCCUGUAAAUAAGCACCUCCAGCUACGACUUGGGAAAUCACCGUCAGACAGUAAGUCUGUGUUUACAACUUAUUUAGCUGCCUCUAAUGAGCAAAGAGGAAACAAAAAUGCCAUGAAAAAUGAUAGUUGUAACAUCUGCUGGCAUUUACAGCCCAUAUUGUUAAAUAUCAAGCUGUUUGGAAUUAAAUAUGUGUCGCAGAAGAGGCGCUAAAACCCGCCAUAAAGUUUUACGGUAAUGGCCUCCGCGGGAGAGUGAGGAGCAGUCGCAGCGGUGUUCACACCUGCUGAUGAUCCGCGGGAAUGUUGCAUCUUCAGUUUCUGUAUUACUCUUCAUCAGCGACAACUCCUCACGUUUAAUUCUGAAAUAGAUUACGGGCGUCACCGUGGCAGAAAAGGCUGCAUGUGCGAUCGCAGAUAAAAAUGUCCAUCACUGUUACGACAAUCAGACUUUUUUUUCUCUUUCUUGUUUUUCCCGUUUCGGUCUCGUUGUUAUCUGAUUGUCACAGAUAAAAACAGAAAGUGUGAUCGUGAGUGUAACGAGGGUGUUAUCUCCGGUGUCAUUUACCUGAUUCAUAAUCCGAGCUUUUUUUAAACGUAUAACUUCAUGAUCAGAGUCGACUUUGGUGACAUUCAGAUGAAACCACUUUUUCAAAAACAGAUAUUCAGUCUUUACAGAGAUCGAGGUUUGUAUUCUUGUGUGAACAGCAGCUCUGACACUUCGACCUCGGCGCACUGACUCAGAAAUGAGACUAACCGGACGUGUCAUCAUCACCAUCACCUCUGGAUGAACCCGAAUCCCUCCGGUAUGGGCCUGACUGUAAUAUUUCACACAAUUUCUCCCCCUCGGCAGAUCUGCACCCCUGACCUGGUGGUGUUCCUGGCCUGCACCAACCACCGCUUGAAGGAGAGGCUGCAGAAACGAGCCGAGCAGCAGGGACGACCGGACGACAACCCCAAGGCCAUCGACCGCCGCCUGACCAACUUUAAGCAGAACACCAUUCCUCUGGUCAAGUACUUCCAGGAGAGGGGCCUUAUCGUCACGGUAAGCCCCUUAAGUCAUUCAUAUCUUUCUUAUUUAAUGAGCCCAUUAUCUAAAGUUACAAUGAUACUGAUCAACUUUGCUAUCAACACUCAUCAUACCACUUUAAUCUGCUGGCUGAGUAUCUGUCAAAAGAGUCAAAUUUAAACACACUCAGAGAAAAUCUGCAUGGGAAAGAUAGUUUUUACAUCUCUUCAAAUAAAGAGGGUCAAGAGUGGAGAAACACUGAACAAACAAUCUCAAAAAGUCAAUUAUUCUCCUUCAAAUGUUCACAGGGGGCUUCAUCAGCACCAUCGUCUACAUCUGAAAUACAUGCCAGGUGCUGAAAAUCAGACAUAAGAUACAGAGCUUGGACCCUUCUGUAGGGUUUCCACUGUCUCCAGAGUUUAAUAAACGCAGUCGUUUUAGUGCCUGGUGAUGGGUGUUUAAGUUACAGUGUCUCCCCUAGCUUUUUCGCUUUGGCAGUAGACGUACGUCACCCAUCAUACAGGGUUGCCAGAGAUAAGCCAGUGCUGUUUUCAGGGCUGGGAGAGAUGCUGAAGCUGGCAUCCACAAGAGAUUGUGCGGCGCCUGCAUCACUACAUAUGAACGUUCUGGGACAGUUCGGUGCUCCAUGACCAGUUUUUUUUUUUUUUUUUUGUUGGCGGCAAACAUGAUGGAAAAGAGCCAGAACUCCAGGUUGUGAAAACCAUAUUACGCAAAACUGGCAGUGUAUGAAUGAGCAGCAAGCACUUGCAACCAGAAAACCAUGUCAUGGCAUGUCAGCACGUGUGUUUGUUGUGAGAUACAGAGAAGAUAGAGCGGAGAGCCCUGCCAAAUACACUACAGGGGAAACUCUGAGUUAAAUCUCUUGCAUGUAAAGCAUCAGUGGGAUGUUUACGUACGUACGUGCAUAAAUGAAUCACUGUCGAUCUUAUCACACGUACCAACAAGUCAGAGGGAGUACGAUAAAUGUAAAUCACUUUCUCUCAAAGUUUGUCUUUGCGUCGUGGAAUCACCUCUCUGCUCUUUUUGAUUCAUAGGCACCUCUCUCCAACUAUUCCAGGUAUGUAAGAAGGAGAUUUGAGCCAACAGAGAGCCCAAAUCUAAAACCCACAUACUAUAACUAAUGACUUCACCAUCACAGUGAAUAAUACAGAGGACCGCUGUGACUCCCAUCUGCUGCCUCAUAAAAGAUUAUAUCUCUAUUGAGAGUAUUUGUUUUGAUUGAAUAUCAUCCAACCGCUGCCUUCUCUUCUACCUUUAUCCACACACACAUACUGAGAAUCCUGAGCAAUAAAAAGUGUUUGAUUUCGGCUGACACCUGUUAAAAACUACAAUAAAUAAUCUGACUAUCUUACCCCUGAUGGUCUUGUUUUCUUUAGUUUACUUUUUUUUUUCAUAAACCCUGAUAAAAGAACUCCUCACAGGAGCUUUAAGAUGACUUGAUCAGUUCUUAAACCAUUUCAGCGCACACCCUGAUCCCUCAUCGUUCAGCCUAUUGGCAUUUUCACUUCGGCUCAUGUCUCAUCAACAGCAGCUACAGAGCAGAGCAGGAUACUGACAUGUAUAAAGAGUGAAGGCUUUGAAUUUUGUAGGUCAGCCGAUAACAUUUCUGUACCGCAGAUUAUCUCGAGCGUUUAAGAUUUCCUUCAACAAGAAUCUCUCCCUCACAGUAAUAACAGAGAAGUUAUUCAGUAUUCCCUCCGCUGUGAGGAAGAUGACGCCGCGCUGAGACCCAGACGGAUCAAUGAGACUCCCACACGAGGGGCGAGCAGUCACUUCCUUCAGCGGCGAGAGCGAUCGCCUUAUUAACACCUGCCUCAGAGAUACCAAGGGUGUCCUGAUGCCCCCUCUUCACCACACCACACAAUAUAAUGAAGAUCCCAGUGGUCUCCAAUUAACAUUUAGUAAUCUGUUGGAGCAGUGACAGUCCGUUUCAGCUCACACAAUGAUGAGGAGACUUCUUUCGUUUUGUAUUUUUGCUCUCCUUCAGCCGAGGAGCGAAAAAUGAAACUGAAGAGAAAAGAUGCUUUUAAAUGAACCUUCGCCUGAUUCACGGAUCUGAACAGAACUGUUUCACCUGAGCUCUGCCGCACGAAACCAAUUUCAGUUUUUUUAUCAUUCGCUGAAAUAAAACAAGACCUUCGACCCUCUCUGAAUAUCCCGGCUCGGCAGCUUUUCAGUGUGAUGGAGAUCUCUCAUAACUUUGUUGACCUUCCAGCUCCUGAGAGAUGGGGGGCUGGUUAUUACUGACACUACGAAUAGGUCUAUUUUUGCAAUAUGUAACUGAUUGGUGUUAUAGAUAAUACUAAAAUGGCCUUGUAGGAGCUAAGUCUAUACUUAAAGCUGCUGAGAUGCUCGACCCAGAUUAACCUGGGUUGUUUUCUGUUGUUUUCAUGAACUACCGUGAGUUUCUUGAUGAUCAGUAAGAGUCUGGACGCAUUUCCUCUAGUGCAGCGGACAGUUUUAUUCUUGAUGUGGAUGAACAUGGUCAAAGUCCAUUUUUUUUGCCAUUUCCAUUAACAGCUGAAAGACCGACUCCGAUAGAAAUCUUGUUUUUCAUUUUUUACAUGUUCAUAUGAUAUUUUUCUGAUGCUACAGGACAAAUCAUGAGAAAAGUAAGUGUGAAAUGUCUGCUGUGAACUAGAGGAUGACAUUUUUCGGGAAUGGGAGUCAUUUUUUAAUUAAUCCAGUAAUCAGCUGAAAAUGAUCAUCGAUUAAUGUUAUUCCUGCUCCUGCCUGCUCCCGUUGCUUUUUUUCUCGUCCCGAUCACAGGAUUAAUUAAAAAAUGACUCCCAUCCCAUGGGAUUCCUGCGGGAAUCACGUGACCCACGGGAAUUCCCGAAAAAUGUAAUCCUCUAUUGUGAACCUCUCACAGACCCAAACAGCAAGUUCAGGCCCAGUGAGAUUUCCUAUGUCACAACUCCAAGCCCUGCCCCCGGAGCCCCGCUAGAGGACAAUCUCGGAACAAGCGUGUGCGUUAGCGGAUUGCAAUGCUUGUAAGAAACUAAUUAUGAUUUUAGCUUUCGUCAUGUCUCUAAAGACAUUAGUGUCUGAGAGCUGAAUAGCUCCUAUGUUACCUGCCACUUCUACAACACCGGCAAUGAUAGGCUACAAGCUAGCAUGAAGAGGAGUGUGCAGAGCAGCACUGUCUCCGCCCACGAUUCAGAGGCGAAUUGCUAAUGAGCUACUGGAGCUCUGCAAAAGAAAAGCACUUAAAAAUGACACAGGUAACGUGAUUUUGGCGAAAAACUUCAUAAUCACAAUUUAAAGGCAACUGAUAACACUUUAAGUAGAAAAAAACGAUCGGAGUGUGACUUAAAGAAAGAAAAACACAGACAUGUGGCACCACAGCGGUCAGAAACUCUUCGCCCUUUCGGGUCAAUCACCUCAAAACAGCAGAGCGACACCCAAAGCACACAAAGAGAACCAUAGUUCAUUUUAUAUUAUCACAAUAACAUAUCUGGCUCCUACAGGCCUGAUGCCGAAGUCUCUCAGUCUGAAUUAAAACCAUAAAACCUGUUUUUAAUAAAGUUACCAGAAUAAAAGAUAGUCAGAGUUUAUCUUCCAUGUGAGCGUGUGUGUACAGCGUUUGGAUUCUCGUGUAAAACCAUUAAAUCAUUCAUGACCAGCUGAGCAAGUAAUGGGUUUUCAAUUUCAAUUACGAGUAUGAGUAUAUAGUAGUAUUACGAGAAGUACAGCAAAGUUUGGGAGCUCAAGGAAGUUGAGUGACAUCAGAUUGCGCCGUCUUAUCAGGACGCUGCUAAAGAACGAGCAGUCAGUGAGUAAGAUUGACUUUUGUUGAGUCAUGUCUCUGAAAGUAAUUGUUCUUUGAGUUGUGUGGUAAAAUCACAGCUGUUUUCCCCACCCACAGAUGAAGGAAAAGUCUGUUUCAUAAGCAGAAAAACCCUCCCCACAGGAGCUUUAAACUGCGAUUGUUGCUCCCUGAGUCAAAGACAGCGACUGCUACAGUUAAAUGUGUGAUCCUUCUAAUUAUGAAUCUCUACUGUGCUGUAAAGGCGCACUAACACAUCUGUCUGUGCUCCAUGUCCCCUGAGAGUUUGUUUGAGUCAUGUUUGUUGAGUCAUCACAUCCACCGUAACAUCAAAAAUAAAAACACAUUUCAGGCUCUAAAUUCAUGAUUCCAAACUCCUGGGAUUCGACCAAUUUUCUCCUCUUCCAAACCUGUGAAUGAAAGAGGACUCCACUCCUCCCUCCUGUGAGUCGUUGGCAGUCACAGUCGGACUCAAACACACAGGUGCUGCCUACCUUGUCAUAUCACCACGGUUGUACUGGAUCACAGAGUAGGAGUGUCUCCUCUUCUAUUAUUAGAUAUUUACAUUAAUCUCUACGAUGACCUGGCUAAUGGCAUAAUCCCGAUCAAGCAGAGGUGUGCCAUUAAAGGACGUGACAUAAACCUGUUAAAUGGAUUUUCAGUCAUUUCCUCAACUCUCGGGUCUACGUCCUCUACAGUCAAUUAACACAAUCCUUCUCCCAUGAGGUUCCCUCUCUUAAGCCUGUCAGGUAUAGACAUCCAGUGUAGGUACCAGAUGUGCUCGGGCUGCCAGAUCGGCUUGGGGCCCAGCACCUGUUGAAGAUGUCACAUUACGGCAAGUCCACUCUGACAAAUUACAUUGCUCUCCAUUUAAUAAGUCAAAUGUGCUUAGUGCUUAAAAGUUUUCUUUAUUUCAGUUUGCUCAUUCAAUUCACCUCGAAUCUUUUCUCUCCAUAUAAUACAAAGAACUACAACUUAAUAGGGCUGGGCGCUAUGGCCUCAAAUCAAUAUCACGAUAAAUUGAGCAGUUCACCUCAAUAACGAAAAAUGGAUGAUAACUACUUCACAAGCUGCCCAUCCCCUCCCACAUUAACUUCUUCAGCCACUACAACUUUUGAACCGUCCUCCAUCUCCUCACCUGUCUUUCCCUCUUUGUUACGGACUGAGUGAGGUGGAGUCACGUGUCUGAUGUAGAACAGCAUCUUAAAGGGACAUGAGACCAUAGCCUACCUAAACACAUCCGAAACCAACUUUUAUUUAUUUAUUUUUUUGACACCAAAUAUACCGAUAUGGGCAAAAUGACGCUGGUUAUUGUUGUAAAUUUCGGUAUCGGUAAUUUUCGGUUUAUCUCCCAGCGCUACAACUUACUGUCCUGUAAUUUUUAGAUGGCUUUAAUUGUGUAUGUUAAUUAUGCCAUAUGUUUCUAAGGAAAAAGACAGAAAAAUGUACACAGGACCUCCAUUUAUCUAGAGACAGUUUUUCCUUUAUUCCAUAUUUCCUUGGCAAUCUAGAAGAGGCAGUAGUCCAGCUGUCCUAAAUCCGCUUUGAUAAAUCACGAUAGAUUACUUAGUAAUAUUUGUCCAUGUUUUCUCUGAAGAACUACAAUCCCAUUAAACCUAAUUUGGCAUAAACUGCUUCAGUAAUGUCCGGACCUACCACAUCUGAACCAACUUCCGGCCAAUUAUAUAGCAUGAUGUCAUCAACGUGGGCACACAUAUGGCUGAGCAGGUUAGCACGCCUUACUCACAGGGACCACGGUCCCCGCAGCGGGCCCCAACCAUGGCCCCAACCAUGUGCUGCAUGUCCUCCCCCCUCUCUCUCUCUCUAUCUCCCUAUACUUCCAACCUGUCCUAUCAAUAAAAGGCAAAAAAUACUUUAACAAAAAAAAUAAAGCAGACUUAAGAGUCACCUGUGUGAGUCCUGCAGGACAGAUUUCUAAACCUUGCAACGGUAAUCACGGCUGAAAUUGAGAUCAUGGAGCAUUUUCCAUCUUAAGAGCUCCUCUAUCAGGAUCAUGGAAAUAAUUUCUUGAUUGAAGUGUUCUCUUUAAAUUGCUCUUUGUGUCAGAGAGUUUUGAACCCAGCUGAGCCUUGAAAAUCAUCACUGACGCCUGUAUAAAACCUAACCAAACGAGCGAUCUUUACUCCAUCUAAAGUGUUUCCUUUCAGAAUAAAAGUCUGACAGAAAGCUGCCACUUGAAUAAUGUUAAAACCUUCAAGUCGAAGAUCAGGAGUCUCUGCCUCACACAGACGUUUUUGGUGUCCUUGAACGCACCGUCCAAAGAAUUCAAACUUAUUGAAACCUCAGUAGAAAUAUCACAAUAACUCAUGUCCCGUCACAGCACCUGUUCAGUCUGAUAAAACUACAGCAAGAUUUCUGUCUCAAGUCGUGACAAUGAAGACGAUGAAGGUGUGUUUUCUCUGCUGGAUGAGUCAACUUAUCUAAAACACACACACGCACACACAAUGAAGCCUUGGCGGAAAUUGCAGCGAGCAGAGAUAAUUGUUUGUUGUGGCCUCUAUUGGAGCCGUGUUGUCCUUCGAAGAAAGUGGACUGACUCUAAUUAAAUAUUCCCAGAGAGAGUUCAGCUGCUGCUUCCUGCUGCGUGAUGCCACUCAGAUAUAAACAAACAAAAGACGCCCUGAUCUGGCUUUCUGAACGCCUUAUCUUCACAGGGAUGUUUUGAAAGCUUUUCUUCAUUAUUCCUGUGCGCUACGGAUCAGAUGCUGGUGUUGGAUAAUGGACAAAAAAAAACAGUCAGAGCUGAUGUGAAUUUUUAAACUUAGUGAAUCACACUGGAGGAGUUCAGCAGAUCAGUUUGUGGCUGUUUGCUUGAGAUUAUUUGGGUAACACUUUCCCGUAAAGAAAGGAUUUAGAUUACCUAAUCGAAGGAUGACUGUAGCUUCACUUUAGAGUCCUAAAAAUCUGGACUACAAUCAGGCUAAAGUGCUAGGUCACUGCAGACUUCUUCAGAUUUACUAAAAGUUCUCCGAAUGAGAGUCCAGACUCAUCCAUCAGCUCUGACCAACACCCUCCAUGGAUUUUUCUUUACGUCCCUGUACUUGGUUUCACGACUUUAUGCCAAAACACAACAAUAAACUCCUGACAGUGCAAACAAAUCACUGCAGAGUGGAGCAGCGAGGCCAAUAACCAGCCGCUGCGUUUGUCGAGUGGGUGGGAUAUUUAUAUCUGUGCAGCCUCUUCAGAGACAUGUAGCUGUAUGUCACAUCCAUGAAACUUCUUACAGGAGUGUUCAAGAGGAAAAUCCAUGAGUAAAACAUGAGUACUGCAUGUCCUAAACUAAAAAGCAUGCUUGUUCAGAUCAAACAGAUGACACUGAAGGCACCAAACAUCUCUCUUCAAAGUCCGGAGGAGCUGCAGCUUUUAGCACCCUCACAGCUUCAGACUCGGUCUUUGAUUGUUCUCCUGGCUUUAAUCUGAGUGUCCAUCUUUGAAAUGUUUGGGUGUUGCGUGAGACCGUAGCCCCCCCUCUCUUUACUUGAACUUGAAAAAGACACGCUCUUGUGUAUUUUCUUAGUUUUUCAGAGCAUGGAGACGGAAUGAGUUCCUGGAAAGAGGCUGAUUUUGAGGGUGCGUUCAGCUACUUCCUCUGACACUGCUCGAAGAUUAGCUCAAAGAGAAGAGAGCUAUAGUGUUGAAAACAAACUGGAUUUUGGCGCUGUGGUAAUAAGAAUCUGAAUUAGAGUUUGUGUUUCCUCUCUGAAACUUUAGGAGGACGGCUCCAGUGAAGUCUGGAGGACUGGGUAUCACUUCAGCCAUUAAUCUGUCCUUGUAAAGUGACAUUUUCCUCCCAAGUGUCUUUUUUGUGGAGCAUAAAAGGAUUAGAUGAAGCCUCUCUAUUAUAUCAGGGACAAAUUUGGGUAAGAAAAGAUGCUGCAGUAUGAGAGCAGUCCGUUAGCUCACUUUCUCUCUCUGUAACCGGAUCCUAAGAGCUUUGAGAAUCCUCUAGUGCUCUAUGGAGGAAUCCUCAGUUUGAGACCCUCUCUUUCAGACCUAUAAGCAGACCCUCAGGACUUUAAGGUGCUCAAGAGACUCUCUCAUAGAGCAGUGAGCAGAUAGGUGUCACUUUUUUUUGGGAUGUUACCAUGGAAACAGCAGGUGGAUGGUGGUAUUUGGAGCUGUUUUCCUCCUGACCAACACUUAAACAGUUGAAGUUCAUUCAGUCAUUUCUUUCAAUCUCACAUUUUAAGUCGAACUUUUUAGUUAUUUACCAACGGAAAUACAGAAAGACUUCAUUUCUUAGAAAACACAUUUUAUAUUUAACAAUAUUUUCUACAAGGAGGAUCAUUAACAGCACAUAAAUAGUCAGAGGGAAAAUGAAGGUAAUUCAUGUAUACUGUACAGUAGAAGUGAAUCCAUGCAAGAAGCAGGUAUAUACAGUGGUCAGCAUAAAUGAGUAUGCCCCUCCAGAGCUGUCAGAAAACCUUAAGUUUCCUUUCAAAAUCAAGAUUUUCUAUAUCAGACUAUACAACAAAAUACUCCCCCAAAUGUCGGCCAUUGAUUGUAACAAGAUUUUUUAAGUAAAGUACAAAAAAGUAUUUUUUAAAUUUAAAAUCAGGAUGCAAAAAUGAGUAGACCCCAAUCAAAGUUCUGGGAGCAAAGCAAAAUUUUAGUUACUAUAUCACCCAAAUUUUCAUCUUAUGGUAAAUAAAAUGUGAUGUUAAACUCAGCUUUGUCAAAACUUUGGAAAUUGUACUUUUGCUCCUCUAGAUAUUGAGAAAUACAUUACUUUUAAUAGGGGGUGUACUGACUUAUGCUGGGCACUGUAUAUUCCAAUGUAUACUUGAAUGUAAAUAUAAGUAUAAAAUGUACAUAACAGUAUUUGGUCAAUAAAGUGCAGGUUAAACGAUGAAUAUUUCAGUCAGUACUGUAUAAAUAAUGUCUGAUAAAGAUCAUAAAACAGUAACUGUAAACAUGGCUGAUAAUGUACAUUACAUAGUUUAUACUGUAUUUGAAAUGGUUGAGAGUGUUAAAUACAUGGUGAAUAUUUUAAAAUAAUGGCUAAUAAUAAAUAUUAUAUAGCGAUUACUGUGUAUAAAUCACAGUAAGUUAUAAAAUAAGGAGUAUAUAAUAUACAUUGCACGACAGGGUAGAUAAUGUAUGAACAAUUAAUAUUAUUAAAUAUGGACUAGACCAUGUUUACUGCUCAUGAAAUAAGCUGUAGUAAGGAAACAGAGAUGGGAGAUGAGCUGGAGGGUGGGUGUGUUUGUGCUCCUGUUGGUUAAGUGGAAUAAAGUGAGUGUGUAUCUGAGCUAAGUGGAGUCUCGCCUUUAGGAAACUCUUUUUUUUUUAAUAUAUAUAAUGGAGGCUUUGGUGUGGACUUUUCUAGCAUGCAGCCUUUCAUCGCUGGUCCUGAUGAGAGCAAAGGGACGGCCAAAGAGCAGAUUAGCGAGGAGGAGGAGAAGUCAGCUUCAAUCAGCUUCUCGCUCACUCCCAAAGCAGAUUCUUCAUGCUCAAUUUGCAUGUACUGUACGUGCAAAGAGAAACAGCCGGCCUCUGAAUAAUCUGGACCAGAGCUUUUGAUACAGAAGGGAGGCUAAUUAAUCUGGUGUUAUUAAAGCUUGUGGUGUGUGCUGAAUAUAAACUAACCCCAGCGUGUGGCUGCCACUGUCAGACCUCGUUUGUUUUGUUGGUUCUCAUAAUGAGUCUCAUUCUGGAUGUCAUGGUGACUUAGCAGAGAGAAGAGCAUGUCUGUUAUGUUUGGGAUGUUUCGGCUGCAGGUCAUGACUCUGGAGCACGUCCUGUUUCAACGGUUUACUCAGGUCAACAAACUGUCUAAUGAGUUAUAAAUGAACAGAGUGUGAAAGAUGGAUUUUUUUUCUCUCUCUCUCUCACUCCUUGCAGCUGGAUGCAGAUCGAGAUGAGGAAGAGGUUUUCUGCGACAUCAGCAUGACGCUGGACAACAAGCUGUUCCCCUCCAAAGAGCCGGCAGCAGGUGAGUCACAGGCUUUUAUUUUGAAACGUGAUUUUAACAAGUGAAGAGUUCUGUUCUCGGGCUGAUAUCACCUCCAACUUUGAGGGAAUUUGCUGGCACCCUUGUAAGUUUUCUCAUCUUAUUUGGUUGUCAUAGUAACAGCCUGAAAGCUGCAAGUUAAAGCCUCUAUCGAGAAGUUUGGAUAGGUUACGUGUUAAGGUCCCAACACACCGGUAAUGACGCACAUAUAUGACGCGCCUGACUAUACACAUCAAGCGCGAUGCGAAUUUUCCGGGGUUGGAAGACGCGUCCUGGGUGGAAGCAAGAAGACUGACCCAACAGCAGACUGACUGUUUUCAGUUCUGAUUAGACUCUAGUGUUGAGAUGUCUGUCUGUCAUGAUAGCAUGUACUGAGUCGGGGCCAGUACCAGAUAACCACAUUAAAUUAUAAUCCAUAAACGUAAGGUAACAACCGAGACCUAAUGGUGCUGUGACAGCAACGCUGUGAUUGAGUUUGAGACGGUGAAAAUACAUAUGGUAUCUUGUAUCAUAACAGGUUAGCUUACGAGCUAAAGUUACUUAGCACAGAUGAAAGUUAAAACAAAGACGUUUAGCAAACUGUUAAAACACGCAAACCAUCGUCAUAUGAGAAAUCUGACGCUAUGACUCGCCACAAGUUGUCCUUCAGGUCGUUAUCUUUGUAAUGUUUGUGUUUUUUAUCAAAAAGCACUCUGUUCUCCGACACAUAAACAAUCAGCCGGUCGGCCAUGUUGGCUAUAUUGGUGAAACUGACGUCGACACAACACGCAAUCUGAUUGGUCAGAGGUGGAAACGCAGUAUGCAAAACUUUAGAAAAUUCGGGCGUGAUCCGAAAAAUAAAUGCCACAAUAUCGCAGGACGGGAAAACGUUGCUGAUGUGAACGCUUGUAUUGACAGGAUACUGGUUCGAAAAAAUACUGACGUCCUUAAUAAUCGCACGAAAAAAUGGUCCCGGUGCGUAAGGACCUUUCAUGCUUGAUACUGCAGAGUGAGGAGGUAUGGACGCUAAAGAAACAGUUUCUUCAUAAAUAUACACACACAUAUGGUGAGUUAAAAAUUUUACUGUCAAACAACAACCGGAGGAGAUUUUUUGUUUAUUAACGCCGACAAAAUAAAGGGUUAUCACUUUGUCCACUAGGGGUGCCAUAUUUAACACAGACAGGAAGUUACUGACAGGAGCUUUAAGAGGGAUGCUCACAAAACUGCAGCACUGAUGUCUGCCUGUAUAGUACUCAGAUGUUGUAUUUUUGGCUGGUUAAUGUGAUUUCAGAAUAAAGGUAAACAUGAGCAUCAGUGCUUAAGAUAGCCAGCUAUAAAGGAAAAUUCCACCUUUUCCUGUCAUGUCUGGGAUCCUAAAAAAGAAAAGUUAUGUACGAAGUGGUUAAAUGUUAUCAUUAGCUGUGCUAUAAUGUUAAUAAAUGGGAUGUCAGGUUUUUUUACUUGAAAUAUGUCCCAGCCUCUCUCCAUUUUCACUAUCUAAUAUCUUUGUAGCUGCUCAUUAAUCUGGGUUUGUCAGGUUAUCAAGGUUUACAAGACCUUAAGACUGCAUGUUGAUAACGAGUGUGUUUCCCACUCUGAACAUGGACGUAUAAUAGAUGGCCGCCAUUGGAUUAUGGUCUGUAGCACCUGAGACGGGUUUCGGCCCCUUGACCCAGAAUAGAUCGAGGUAAAGAUGAUGGAUGGAUGUGCAGUUGCAUUUUAAUUCAUCAUAAAUCUUCCUGUGUGUGUGUACACAAGAUAAAUGACGCAUAGCAAGUCUCAAGUAUUCGAAGAGCACCUGUUUGCGAUCAAUACACAGACACAGCCUCUCCUCCGAGCCUUCAGACUGAUAAAGUUAUUCAAAUUAAAUUCUAGCAUGAGUGUUUGAGGGCGAGGACAGAUUCAUAUAUGCGGAAAAAUCCUCCAUGAGGCCUUGUAUCUUAUAGCUGAAGGUAUAUUUUCCAGUUUUUGGCUUCUUCGGGGGUUAAUUAGUGCAUGUGUAAAGUGUCGAAAGGCUUAACCAAAAUCCUCCACAUUCACAUGCAGAGAAAACAGCAUCACCCACCAGCACCAUGGUUACUAUCAGAGUCGGCAUGGUAACCAGUGAAGCAGAGUUAUCCAUUCUUUGAGAGAAAUAGAAAAAUCAGCGCGGUUAGAGCCGGUCUUUGAUGGAGUUUGUUACAUAAGACGUGAUGAUUUACCGAUUUAAAAAUCCGCCCCGCACAUUUACAUCUCUGAAUGUCAGUUUGAAAGAUUAGAUCAGUCGGCUCUGUGCAGGUGUUUCUUCACAUGUUCUCCUAAAUGACUUAUCACCAAUGCAGAAAGGAGCAGGAAAUGUGUGGAUUUUUUGUUUUAAUUAUGUGUGGGUAGAACCUGUAAAUAUUACAAAACACAGAAAGCUCACAUCUUUUUACACUUUUUUAACAGUAUAAUGAGCUUUAUUUCAAAGGAAUACGCUGGGUAAAGACAGACCUCUAAAGGGAGGAAAAAUAAGGGGUUGAUUUGGAACCUGGAUGUGAUGUUUCCACCUGCUUUUGCUCUCCAUAUAAGCAGUAACUCCUGCAUACACAAAAACUAUAACUGUACCUUCACACCUUUUACUCUACAGUUUCCUGACAUUUAUCUACGGUGUAAAUCCAGACACAAACGGCUGUUAUGAAGAAAAACUGGUCCACUUAUGUGUCCUUGCCUGUCUGCUUCACUUCACUAUGAUUCUAUUUCUGCUCCAUAACCGACUCUGUUAUGUACACAGAACAUCUAUUAGAGGCGCUAACCUGAAGCAAUGCCUCUAUCACUUAAAUGCGAUCUCUAAUUCAGCGUGUCUUUUAUUCAUCUUUAUAAGAACUAAAGUGCUCUCUCAACGUUUACAGUCCAUAUGGAGUUUAACGGCGACAGUGUGAACACAGACGAGGCUUCAGCUCUGUCCAACACCGUGCAUGUGCAGGUUUCGUGACUUGAUUUGGCCUUUAACGCCUUACAGUGCCUAAAAAGAGAGAUAUUACCCAAAUACAGUAUUCACAUAUUACUCCAUAAACCUUGUUAGGAAAGGCAACUGACUUGCAGUAUGUAAUUAUCCAUUUCUGAUAAAGUUUGAAGUUUUGUUUGAUCUGGAUCACCAGCCCUGGGACGGUCUGUUUUUUAUGCUUUUAUUUUGACAUUUUUAUCAGCACAUAUCUACGGAAGUGUAAUGCAUUCACUAACAUUAAAAAAGUACUGUUUUUUUAGUUUUUUUUUGUACUAAUACUUUCUCCCCUCUUUCUGUUUUUUAGACAAUUUUUUAUUCCGUUUUUCAGACUAUUUUUUUUCGUCUUUCUGUUUUUCAGACUAUUUUUUUCCUGACUAAAUAAGAUACUUCAAAAUCCUGCAAGAAGUUCAUACAAUCAGAUAACGUUAACCAUCAUGGUUGCUCCAAAUCCGCGGAUUCUCCAGCUCCUAGAUAACUUUGACUACGUGGUCAAUGAGAGUAAGGCAUGUUAUUAGUUAAACAUAGGGUAUGCAAAUCCUGAGGUGCCUGCACAGUGUAGACAAACUUAUGAGGAGUACAUCUUUCUGACUUAAAAAAAGGAGCAUCUCUCAGUGCCUCAAAUCCAAAAGAAAGUAAAACUUGAUUAAACUAAACAAUUGGGCCAUGUUUGCUUCCAAUAAAUCAAGCAGAGAGUGAUGAAAGCAUCUGUUUUUAAAUUAUCAUGAUCCAAGAAAAGAGGAAAAACAAUUAGUCUGAAAAACAAAACAAAAAAUAUAAAGUCUGAAAAACAGAAAAAUUCAUCUGAAAACAGGAGUAAAAAUAUUCUGAAAAACAGAAAAAGCAGAAAAGAAAAAAAAAUACUCUGAAAACCAGAAAAAAAAUAGUUUGAAGAACAGAACGUAAAAAAAUUAUUGUCAUGUGUAUUGUCCCUAGCAUAGGGGGGUCUUUGCUGCUGCUCCUCCUGCUUUGGCUGUGAGGAGAUGUGUUCUGCCUGCCUGCCUUCACUUAGGUAUUCCACUUUUUCAUAGAUCGAUGGACAGGAGGCUCCCAGAAUAGAGCCAGACCAUCAACUCUAGCUAAUGCAUGAAAAUAGUCAUUAUCUCUGACUAAAGCCGUCCUGACUGACAGUUAGUCGUCAGUACCGGUACACUAAAACAGCCCUACAGACUGUAAUCACUAUUAUUAUACACACAUAUAUAAUUAAUGCUGCGGCUUUAUCUGCUGAUGGUUUCACCACUUUUGCAGAAUCUGGAGCCGAUAACCGUCCUUUGGCUCGGUUUGAAAUUCUUUCUCUGUUUUCUGCUCUAGUUUCUUAGGUUUUCCAGACUGUUCUCAUCAUAAAUCCCUUUCAGAACAACCUGUGUUUUAAGCUUUAUAAAUAAACUCGGCUCGCCUUGUCUUGUGUUCCUGCCUCAUUAUGUCGUGCCACACAGCUUGCAGCACAGCAGGAAGCUGCGUAGGAACAGCAAAAUACAUUAUAAACACUGUUUAGGAGCAACGAGCAAUCUCCUUUCGAAAUCAGAAGGUUUAGUUUAAGAAGCGAACACUUUUGUUUGUCUGAACGGUUUCCCUCAGGACGAAACACAGACCUUUGUAUCAGUCAGGAGGCGCCAAAUCGUCGUGAGAGGACACAUGGCACCUUCAAUGGCAUCCCGGAGGAGUAAAUAUGUUUAGCUGCAGUGUUUAUCUAAAAACAUGAUCCACUCAGAGGUGUCACAGUUCAUACGCAGCCUCAAAGAGCGCACACUUUAAAUCUGGCGUCAUCAUUCACCGUGAAAUCAUCCAUUAAAAAAGCAGCUUGGGCGCACAGUUUGACCAUCAGAGGAGAGAGGCCGAGCUCAUAACACAGCUGAGGUUCAUAUUCCCUGUGAUCCUUGACAUCAAAAUUGCUGUCAGCUACUUGACGGCUGCCCAGCACACUUCUGCACCUCUUCUUAUCACACUUGGGAGCGAUGUGAUUCAUACCAGGACACUGACACACCAAACACACACAAACACAGGUACGGAGGACUUGAGCUGCGUAAAAACCACAAAGAUGAAGAAUGAUGGAAAAAUGUUAAGGUCUGAUCUCAGCAGAAGAAAGCCCCUCAGUCUAUUUAAUGUUAGGUCAAUGCUGCUAGAUGAUGCUGUAGGUUAAAUCACAGCAGACUAAUCUGAAGAGACAAGAAUCCACUUCAUACUGCAGUCAUGGAGCUGCAUUCAGAGAUGCGUUUAGGAGCUGUGUGACAUUUUUACAUUUUUCAAGAUGUUCCUCUCUAUUCUUCUUUCUGCGAGACAGCCUCACAGUAUCGGCGCUCCACUCUGAAAUACAACAAAAACACUCUGAAUGGAGUGUAAUUUAAAGAGCUCCAUUACAGAGUCACUUUGGCAGCUAUACACAUCGUAGAAAUUGGGAAAAUCUGAGUCGCAUGUAGAAGCUGUAUAUAAAAGUGGAGCCUAUAAACACGGUCAUUUUCUCCAACAUGCUGCCAAGGUUAGAGUCGCUAUUAUGCUGUACAAUCAAGGUCAUAGUAAGUCUUAUAUAUAAGGGAAUCGCAAAAGACGAUCUUUGACGUUGAAUUUUGCACAAUUUUUUUGUUUCGAUUGCUGAUCAAUCAAGUAGCUUUUACGAAAUACGAUUAAUAAGAUGUCCUGUAAUUAUGAGUAGGAUUAUAUGCAGGUUGUCCCUGGUGUUGACUUUGCUUUUUCACCAGUGUUAGAGGGUUUUGACCAAUCAGGAUUAAGUAUUUGACACACCUGGGUAUAGGUACACCCAUAGGUAUUUUUUUAUUGGUUAAAGUAGGGCUGGGCGAUAACCCGAAAAUUUAGAUACCGAAAUUUUCUGACAAUAACCGAUGUCAUUUUGCCCAUGUCAACAUAUUCGGUGUCAAAAAAAUAAAUAAAAGUUGGUUUUGGAUGUGUGUAGGUAGGCUAUGGUCUCAUGCCCCUUUAAGACGCUGUCCAAUGUCAAAGACGUGACUCCACCCCAUCCAGUCCGUAAAAAAAAAGGAAAGACAGGUGAGGAGAUGGAGGACGGUUCAAAAGUUGUAGCGGCUAAAGUAGACAAAGUUAAUUUGGGAGGGGGUGAGCAGCUUGUGGAGUAGUAAUCGUCCAUUUAUCGAGGUGAACUGCUCAAUAUAUCGUGAUGUUGAUUUGAGGCCAUCUCACCUAGCCCUACUCCUACAUACACAUCUUAACCUGCAUGGCAAUUAAUGAAAUGCAGCUAAUUUUGAAUCAAAGGGUUCAGUCCUCAAUUGAGGUUAGAUUUGAUGAUAAAGUGGAGAAAAUCAUAAUCCAGAUAAAUCUGUGAGCCAGUAUAGAGCCAGCAUAGAGACUGCACAGUGUGUAUCAGCUGUCAUCUCCAACGACUGUCACUCCUGCUCUUAAAAGUAAAUAAAGUGACAGCCAGAGUGUCAAACUUCAGGGUUCAAAAGAGGGAUGUUUAAAAAUAAGAGCUUUAUUUUACAUUGUUUUUUAAGGUUACAUCUGUAUUGUCCCAGAAUUCACUUUUUUCCCUCUGAGACAGAACUCAGGUGGCGUCUUCAAACGAUUAAAAAAAAAAAAAAGCUGCCAGACAAAAAAGAAGCGAAGAGAGAUUGCUUCUGAGUCCAUCUGCCUCUCCUGGAGCCUCUUUUUUUUUCCAAAAGAGAUGAAACUGCUGCCAAUCUCCUCCAGCCUCGCCUAUCAUCGGUCUGUGAUUAUCUCAGCUGCACAUGUGGACCAACCUGAGGUGCCGCCGACGCCUGCAACCCAACACCAGCGGCUUCCACAGCAAAACAAAAAAUGUCUUCCCUGUCAUACCUCAGCACCGCGCUUUCUGAGGGCCACAUCCGCCCUGACAUGUUUACUGACUCCUGGCCUGUGGACUGCAGAGAGGACACAUGCUGCUUUUGUUAUUUUAGGCUGAUUUCCUCAGAAAUCCUGGUCCAUUUUGACACUUUUUAGAAUAACUCUUACAAGAAACCCUCGGCUGCUGGGAGCUUUCAGAGCGUGUGUAGCUGCUCCUAUCUAACCCAGACCUUGAACAGAGAGGUGGCUGUGGCAGGCAGGCAGGCAGGCAGGGAAGGAAAUGUGCUGAGGGGAUGUGUUAUUCACGACCCAUUUCCACAGAGGAAGAGGACGGAGAUGCUGCGUGUCAGAAUCUGUCACUGCAUCAGCCUCAGCAGCUCUGACAGCAGUGAGCUCAGACAGGUUUUCACAUUGUGUGUCACAUUGUGGAGGAGUUUGUUGUGGUGUUGCAUGCUGUGAUGCAAAUUACAGUUAAUUAGUUCUAACAUAUGAACCAUGAAAUAUAUACAAUAAAUCUAUACGGCCGUAACUGCUGUCAGCUGAUUGAUUCGGCUGGGGCUGAUCAUUUGCAAACUCAAUACUUCUUUUAAAGUUUUGAAAGUUUGUAGAUCUUGUGGUUGUUGAUGUGAUUGUAAACUUAAUAUCCUUGCGGUUUCAACUUUCCAUUUCUGUUAUCUUGAGGUGAUUUUUCAUAUUUUUCAAAUAAAUAUAAAGUUGAAACUUUUGAUGUUUUUUGUAAUCCCUGAAUAAGACCACAAGCUGCUCCAAACAGCUCAUCCCUAAAGUCGCACAAAUAUUGUGCAAGAGGGACACAAGAUACACUCCAAAAUCCUGACAACACUGAUCGCUUAAUCUCCUUAAAAAGACAAAACAAACUUAAACUUGCCAGAUAGAAACAUCCUGCUCUAUUAACAAACUUUCAGAUCUGGAGUUCAAACCACCGAGAAACACGAGUGAACUCAUGACGAAAACUUUGAAGCAUGGCAACAGCAGAGGAGGCUCCUAGAGUACUAGGUGGAAUUUCAUCAAGAGUAUAAUCAGUGUUUUCAUUUAUCUUCAAAACACUCUGGGUCAGAUUUGCAGUUCAAAACAAAUUCCUGUAUUUCAUAAUUUGACACUUUUAUCUAGCGGGUCAACUCAGGAUGACUACUUCAUAGUAUGGCAACAGUGGAGGAGGCUUGCUUGGAGGGGAAAGGCCAAAGAAGCAAAGACAGUAGCUCCCAAACAAAGAAGACAAAGGCUGAUUUUUAAAGACACCAAGCUGAAAUAAAUUCAGAGUUUGAGUCAUAAAAACUUUAAUUCACAGUAAAAUUGUCACAUUUUAAAAAAAGGCUCAGAGACCACAAAUGUUUUUGUACCAGACGGCUUCAUGCAAGUAUUGCUGUAGUAAAAACAGCAUGUUAAUAUGGGCUCCAAUGGGGUUUACUUAGCUGUUGGAGCCAGCCUCUAGUGGACACUUAUGGAACUGCACCUUUUUUACACCUCUGUGUCAGUUGUACCUCUGCCUCUGGAGACUGCUGCUUGGGCUGUCAUGACAGCAGCAACUUAACCGUCAUGAAUUAGACAAGAAGUUGAAAUUUUUAUGAGCCAGACUAAAAAUAAAGGGGAAACACUUGAUUUAUUUAUGAUUGGGAGAGCAGCCCCAAAGGUCACUAAAACAACUGCCUGGGUUGAGUCAUUUGAAGAGAGUUACCAGGAUCUCUGGAGCCCACUCAGAGUUUGUCAGAGUCUCACAGAUGGUUGUUCUGUGUUUGUGUCUUCAGGUCCCAGUGAGUUGGACCUCAGUCUGCUGGGAGAAACCAGCAGCCUGGCAGAUGUCACCUGCAAACACGACGAGGUAAGAAAAAGUUUUAUUUUUAACUUUGUUUCUCGGAGGCGAGAUGGAACUUUUUAGAAACUGCCAAAGUUUACCGGUGCUGUAUUUGAAAGUAUGAAGACUUCUUCCAACUUUAUGUGAAACAGCUGUCUUUUUGAAUUUUCCCCUUAUUUUGGAAAAGUACAAGUGCAUCCAGGAGAGACAAGGAAGGUGUGGGUGUGUUAAGAUUGUAUUGUGGCCCAAGCAACAGUAUCAGACCAAAUUAUCAGACAGUUUGCUGACGACCUUUCUGACUUUUGCAGUUGUUUCAUGUCUGUAGUUUUCCCAAACCUUAUUAAAGUUCCUGUUAACAGGGGCGGGACUAGACUUUUUGACUUGGGUGGCCCAUCUAGAAUAACAAUUUAUGGAGGGGUCGCCUGAUGUCAUUCUUUAAUACAGUGUAUAUUUUCUAACUAUGGUUUCUUUGUCUGAGAACUUGACUUCUGUAUGACUAGAAUAAUGUCAACAUUAGACUGAAUAUGAACUAUUUUGGCCAGAGGGAGCACUAAACUCCACACAGACCACAUGUUCCAGUCUUGGGAACAGAUUUGAUGAAAGGACAAACACAACCUAAAAAAAACAGUUUACAUUUUCAGAACAAAUAUCACGGUUUAAUCCCAUUUCCUGAAAGGUGCAGCUCAGACAGAACAGAGUGACUGACCUAUCAUGGUGAACCCUUAUGACCCUGGAAAUAAAAAUCCACCAUCUGCCCUUUAAUAACGACAUUACAUGACCGACAUGACCUGUUCAUACACACACAGACGGUCUUAAACUACAAAACUCUUCUUUCAAACUCGGCAGCAAAUUUACAGACAAGAUCGGCUUUAACGUGCAGCAGCUCUCAGAGAGACUAUGAAGCUCGAAAUUCAUUAUGUUAAUGCAUUUAGAUAAGACAAUGAGCUAAAUGUCAAUUAUCUGAAAGCUGACCUUUUACCUCAAUCAUUGCAGUAACAAAACGUUCCAGUUUUUGUAUUGGUGGUAACUUAAUAAUCUCCUCAUCCUUUGAGACUGAUGUUUUUAUCCUAUAACACAAUCAAAUCAAGCAGUUACAUUCAGAAACCUUCUCUCUCCCUCUCUCUCUGUCUCUCUAUUUCCACGUCUGCCUGCUCUGGCUUUUCCUCUGCCUGCUUUAAUGUGAAAACAUAAAUGGCAAUCUGCAGAUUACCUUUUUCAAAAAUGGCAUCUAGUGAACUGGUUUUCAAAGGCCGGAUGAUUCAGCACAGCACAUGCACAGAGACGCAGGCUUCUGCCAAUGCUGCUGCUGCUGCUGCUGCUAUUGUGUAAUGUUGGUAAGGUUGCAGACAAGCGUUGCUUCUCCACACGAGCGCAGCGCUGAAGUGAAGGAUAACCCUGACCUUCUGUCUCAUUUCCCAUCCUGUCAGUGUCUGGGAACACAUUACUCAGCUUCCUCUGCCUCUGUGCUGCCAGAUUUUCCAAUGUUUGUCCUGCUCUUCAUUUUCAAUCUCAAGGUUUGUUUGCUGUAUGAAGUGUUUCCAGGUGGAAGCACUUUGUUGGCUUUCAGGGCGUACUGUCUGACAGAAUCUCUUGUUGUCUACAUGAAAAAACAGUAGACUGAAUCUGAGGUUGAAAUAACUGUUCGAGGUCUACACAUCUGCUUUGUAUGCAACCAUUGGUAAUCCCCCAGACUCCUUUACUAAGGCGAACUGGUCUGGCAACAGCAGGAUACUGUUGUGGCCCUGCAGCCAAACACCUGUCCACAUUAUGUCCCAGUAAAACAAACAUAAACCACAUUCAGCAAUCAAAAACUACAGGCUUUGUUGAUAGGAAUUUCCUGAUCUGAUAUUGAUAUCAGAUAUCAGCAAAAAAACUAAUAUCCGAUUAUAUCAGCCUUCAUCUAAAAUAUCCGAUACAAGCACUCUGAUACAAGCAGUCCAUUCCAGACUCCGCUCCGGCACCUCUAUCUAGCAGCGCCUGGAACCAGCAUGCAGAGCCAGCGUAAUCACAACAACACUGUGUACUAAGGUACUAACAAAGUACAACAGUGUGUACUAAGGUACUUACAAAGUAGCAAGAAGUAGGAGUGAUGUCGGCAGUGUGGCAGUAUUUUUUGUGUAAGUCUGAAAAAGACGUUGCAGCUGAGUGCAAAACUUGUCAUGUACAAGUUUGUGCAACUAUCAGUAUCAGCCGAUACCGAAGGCUACAGUAUCAGUAUUGUAACAGAGGUAAAAAAAAAAAUGUUGACACCUCUAUUCGUUAUUGAACUAACAGUUAACCAAACCACUGACAAAAAUCAAAACUAAAUCAACAAGUAACAACACAACUGAUACUCAAAUCAACAUAAAUGAUGACAACAACAAAGCUACAAAUCCCCGUCUGAGCGGCUGCAAACACUGUGCGAGAGCAGCUGUUGGCCCAAAGCAGGUGAACCCAGUCUGCUAACACUGGAUUCACCUGGACUCAGAAGCACGGACAGAACCAGCAGAACAGGAAAACAUACAAGAGUAACACCCAUGAAAAAAACUGAAGAUUUACUGUAUUUAAAGCCUCCUUUAAACGAGUUUGGCUGAUUUGAUUGACAGGUGACCUCAUCACUUUUUCUGUUUCUUAAUUGGCUGGAAGUUAGUUUAAGAAACACAAGGAUGGGGUCACUGUUUUGUAAAUAGUUUGUUGUGGUAUUGUGAUCAGUGUCUCAUGUUCGACUGUUGUAUAGUAUAAAUAGUUAGCACUAACUUUCAACACCGCAGCGCCGCCACACAGGUACUUAAUUUGAUAUGAUCAUGAUGAAGAUGGGGAGCAGUCCUCAGCACACCAGAGCGUCUCCGGGCUCAUUUGGACAGGCGUGACGGUUUAAUCUCUCCGUCCUGAGGAUUGAGAAUAAUUAUCUGUGGGUGACAGACGCAGCUUAUUUGAUCAGCUCACACAGGUGACUCACACGAGGAGAGUCUCAAACAAAUGAAGACUGAGAACCUUCAAGCUGCUGGUGCUGCAGGAUCCUGCUUCAUUUACCGUCAAGCUGUCCGGUCCUCAAAGCCAGAGAGACAACUCCAGCUGCUCACACGUUUGUUUUAGGGAAAUAGAACAAAUUAGAGGGUUUUUUGUUGUUGUUUUUUUGUGGGUAUUUAAUGUCUGUCAUUACAAGAUUCAUUUCAUUUUACUGUUUGUUCUGAACCUUGUGUUCGUAAUUGAAAAUCCUGGGGGGUCCUGAGAGUGACACACCUCUGUGCAUGUACUCAGACAAGGAUACAAGAAAUAAUUUUGACAGAUUUAAGGUAAAGUUUAUAUUUAUGUAUUAAAAUCAAAUAAUUACUCAAACUUAAUAAGGAAAAACUGAAACUGCAAGAAGAAAACACUGGUAAUUUCCAGGGUUAGUGACUCUUUCACUUCAAUUCAACUUUUCAUGUCCUCUAAAAGAAAAGUAAAAAGUAAAUUAUCCUCUGAUUGGAAAAGCUUCACCUUUCUAAAAAAUAAAUGAGUUUUUAGUCAGUUGAGAUCCGUCCUUAUUGGUUCAUAAAACAUCCUAAAAUGUUCGACAGAGCUGCUUCAUCGGCACCGCUAACUACACCUGAGAGAUAUCAGAGAUGAGAAGCUCCUGGUGCCAUACAUCCGGCUUCAGCUAAUGUAACAGUCAAUGAUCUGUAACUCUUAAAAAAUGAAAGUAAAGUUAGUUUUGAUUGCAAAGAAAACUCUGAAGUCUGAUUUAAAGGAUAUAUAUCAGAUGAAUGUCCUCGGGGUGUUUUGUGCUCUCUGACUGUAAAGUUUUAAUCACUCUUUCUUCUGCUGUUCCUUCAAAACCGUUUCAGUCAAACUCGGCGCCUCUCUGCUGUGUUUGUUACUCUCAAAGCUCAAUGUUUGUUGCACUGCUUUGAGCCUCAAGGCCACCGUAGACAAAAACUCCACAAUAAAUCUAUUGAAAUUUCUAAUUUGUGACGAGCAGGAGAUGAAUCAGAGGGAUGUCAGUCACCAUCUGACUCAAUUGUUCACGAAAUUAAUUCCCUGUUCCCCGAAACUCUGAACUCUGAAUUAUGAUGAUCUAUUAUUUCCGCUGCCGAUGACGAUCUCUGUGUGCCUCAUUUUCCAAAAAGCAGACAGGAUUAAAGUUUAUUAAAUACGUACAUUUAUGCUUUUAGAGUCAGUCCAGAAAUACAUUUAAGAGACUCUUCUUUUGGACAUCAAAACUAACCUGAAGUCCAGCUGCUGGUUCACAAAGGUCUGACACCAAAAAAGCUCUGCUCACACCCAUUUAUUUAUGUAAUAUAGUCAUGUUCUCAGGAGCACCUGGAUUCUUCAAGUUUCACAUCUGGUCCAGACUUAAACACCAGAACAGCUGUCAGAUGAGAGUGAGAACUGCUCGACUUGAAGUCACUUUAAGGAGUUUGUUUACAUGGUUUAGAUGAGAAGAGCUUCCACAGGGACGAUCACACACACAGUUUGUUUUUGCAGUUUGUGUAGGAGUGUGUCUCUGUGACGGUACAUGUGUUACCUCGUGUUUGACAUGCAACAUACAGAAGAAAAUACCCAGAAUAAAGACUUUUCGUGUGUUGGUUGGUGAACGUUUCUUUGUGCAUCACGUGUUGGAGAGCAUGCAGCGCAUGUGUUUCUGUCUCUGAGUCAUCCGACCAGUUGGUGUAUCCACAUGCCAGCCUGGCUCAUCUUUGGCACCCAGCACUCCCCCACACUGACGGCAUUAUUCAACACUGACAGAACUCAUCUUCACUUUAUUCUGAGUCUCUGCAGCUCUCCUUCUGUCUGUUACUGCAGCUCCACUGCACACUAACUCAUGUCCACAUCACAACCUGAACCAGUCCAUCUCAGAGGACUGUGAGGCUGCUUCAAGUGGUAACAGAUGAAAAUGUCAGGGGAGGUAGUUUUUUUACUUUUUUUAUCAGAGUCAUGCAGAGAAGAAAAGUUUGACUUUGUUAAUAACAGUGCAGAAAAGAAGACAGGGUGAAAAUCGGCUGGAUGUUCUGAAGCAGCUCAAACACUGACAAACCAGCUCAAGUAAGGUGGGAAGGGGGCAACUAGAAAUCCUGGUGAUAGCUCAUCUCCACAUAGAGGAAAAUAUAAACCUUUGAAUAUGUUCAGAAGGAAAAUACUGACAAAUCAAAGUAACACUACAAGGGUUUAAAGGGAUAUUCUUGUGAAAGUUUAAGUUAUGGUCAAACACACCGUAACACCGAGUUAGACACCCACUUGAGAGAUGAAUGUCAUCGACCGCUUGCUUCUCUAGUUAUACCAACUUUAGCAACGACCACACGUUAGCAAUACACAGCGACUCCUCGCACAAACCUCAACCAAAACGCCACUCUAUAGCCACAAAUAAUGCUCAGAACUGCACCUAACUUCAUCAACAGGACAUAUAGGAUCCCAGCCACAGUACUAGCCACCAAAGUCGAUCACCGAGUGCAGCGGAGUUUCACAGCUCAAGGAAGAACAUUUAUGAUCAUUACUUUAUGGAAAUGUAAUCAGACCGAGACACUAAGGCAGAAGAACUACCGUGUCUGCAGCGCAAAAUGAUUAAGAUGAUGAUUAUUACUUCAUGAAAACGAUCUGCUGCACUCGGUGAUCGACUCGUCAGGGCUCCCCAACAAACAAGUGACUUCUUUUAAUGAGUAAAAAUGCCCCAAGAACUUGAUUAAAACUGCAUGCACCAUGCACUUGAAGCUCCAGUGAGGAGACUUUAGCUGGUUAUGAAACAGAAUAAAUUAAUAGAGAUGCGUCUAUGAUGUCUCCAACAAAACUCCAAUAAAGCAUUGUAAAAUCCAGAUUUUGAGUGGUGUGGAAGAAAUGGACAGUUUUGUCCCAGUGAGAAAAAGUUUUAAUCUGCAAGUCUCCAAUCCACAAUGUGCAGUCUCUGUCCGGCUGUGAAGCUCUUUCUCCUGCUAGCUCCCCCUACAGUAGAUGGGCUCUGUAGAGGUAACGUCUGCUACUAUAACUCUGUCAUGACUCGGUUCACCUCCUCUGCUGAGCACUAGUUGUUAUAAGAUUUGAGAAAUCUUUUUAAUCAAACCAGCUCUCCAAAGCGUAUACAUUCAUGUUGCAUUAAUCGAGCCACCAAAUUAAACCGUUCAUUUACUGAAACUCAAACUGCAUGCAUCGCGUCACAGCAAUAAAGCCUCUGCAUCCAGUACUUGCAUUUACUGAGCAUCAUGCAUAUGUUGAUUUAACUAUUUAAUAUCCAAUACUACAGCAGGAAUAAUUAUUUCUUUAGGUACGAUAAAGAAAUAUUUAGCUUGUUGCUCCUCUUGCUGUUUCUGUAAAUUUUACCUAGCAUAUCUGAGAAUAAAACACCAAAAAAAAAAACCCACUCCACUGGCGCAGAAUGUCAGGACCAAACACUGUGCUGAACUGUGGGUGUACUGUAUUGUAGCAUCCCUAUUGUGAAGCGCUAACAGCCCUGUCUUAUAUGUUAAACAUCUUUUGUUGACUCCCUCAUCCAUCCUGACCUCCUUUCAACACAGAUUUAUCACAUCGUCGCCUGUCAUGCUCCUCUGCUCUCGUCUUAAUCACCACAUUAUCACUUCAGGGUAAACACAUGUCCUUUUGAGUCCAACGCUGUCUCUCUAAACUUGGGAGGACAGGCUCUGAUUACUCCACGUUGACUGUUAUGUAUCUCGGCGGAGUUUAUUUAUGCUAAACGCUGUUUUGUGCGUCCGUGUUGACUGAAAAGAUGAUAAACACAACCUGGAGUUUACACCUGGGUGGAAACUGUCACAACACCUCAGGCGUGAUCAAUGAAAUUCUGGAUUAGGGGUAGGGUCUGUUUGCUCAGUGUGCCGGUGCAGAUAUCUUAGUGCUGAUAAUAACGCAGGAAUAUUUCUACUCCCAAAAAAACAAACAAUUCAGAGAGGCGGUUUGAGAAAAAGGGACGUGAUGUAUUUCUACCCACAACAAAAUCAACAGAUGGUCAUCUCACGCUCCAUUUCUGUGCAUGUUGGAUGCUUUUUUCCUCUCCAGUUUUCACACAUCUAUUUUUUUUUUUGGUGAUGAGGCACAUUAUGUGUUUUGAAAGUUAAACAUGCAUGAGAGAGCCGACUACACAGACAAUAGAAGUCUGUUUCAUGUUUACAGGCACAGUCACACUUUGUCAAAGUGUUUCAUGAUUUGAAACAUUGAGCCAACAAACACCAGCAGGUUGGAAAUAGUGUUGGGCGAUGCAGCUCGAUCCUGUUUUGUACUAAAUAAGCGCCACAGUGAUAUCAGUAUAAUGACCUAUGUUUUGAUACAUGGACUCUGCACUCUCAUCUAUUACUGCUCUAUUUCUAAACCUGAGGGGAAAUCAGGCUGGAGUCCAUUAGGAGUCCAUUUGUUGUGACGCAUUUCAUAAAUUUCCAUAAUCAAACUGCAAGUCAUCCACUUAUUGAAUUAAAUAUCCAUUAAAUAUAACUUUGGGCAUCUAUCCAACCCACUGUCAUCACCCCUUAAAAGCUGGACACAUUAUUUCAGACGGAUCGAUAGUGCCGGAAAACUACUUUCUUUGUGAAAUUUAUAUUCAUGCCUUUUUAUGAGGUAUUAAAGCUAAUAAGAAUAUCAAAAACCAGACUGAUGACUUUCAAAGUGUAAAAUUUAAUGCUUGAAACCCAUGCGGCAAGGUAGGUGCCGGCCAAGCAGCUGGAGAAACAGCCUGGUUUGACAUUUUUCACAUCAAAUAUUCGUAAGAAAUGAUAAAUUUGACUGUCAGGAUCCAGAAUUAUAAGAGUUUUUGUCACAAAACUAAAGAGGACAAGAUAAGCUAAGAGUGGUUUGUCCACAGGGGGCGCCAAAUUCACACAAACUGAAAAUUAAUCACUGGAGCUUUGUAAACAAACAUUUGAAUACAAUAGAAAUACUUAAAGCUGCUAUAAGGAACUUUUGGUUUGUGUUGAUUUUAGCUUCCCUGGUGGUCAAAAUGAUACCUCUUUUGUCUUGUCCUGUUCGUGAAAGUAGUGUUUUUGAGGGGGUCUGGCUGCAGACCUCCACUGUAAAGACCCAGGAUUACGUUUUUUCUCACGUGCUACACUUUGUUUUAGCGGUGAAGAUAGUCAAGUGAUAUGUAAAUGAGUCCAAAAGUGCAGGAGGCGACUUUUCAAUGAUAAAUAGUAUAAAAGCAAAGAAAAAAAGUAUAUUCACUUUCAAACCCAAUCAUUUUUUAUUUAAAAGGCUUUAAAUCAACGACCGGUCCUCACAGUGGAGGUCUGCAGCCAGACUGUCUUGGUGUUGUCAGACAAAAUAAACUCUACCGGUUGUCUUGUAUGAAUGAGAUAUAUCACUUACUGUAAGAAUUUCAGCCUGCUGUCAAUCAUCUGGUCUGACACCUAAACCCCUUACAGCUUAUUUAAGCCUCCAGAUUUACUACAGUGGAAUUAUUGGACCGCCCGAUUCGUAGGACUGAAAGUCUUUGGCACAAUAUUAAAAAAAAAGGUCUUGUACCAAGGAGAGCUUGCUUCAUAUUCUUAGAGAGUCCAUAGAGAGUGAUUGAGAUUUCCUGUGUUUCUUAAUAUCCACUUCCUCUUAUUCAUGUGGAUUGUUUGUUUUGAAUGUUAUGUAUUUAUAUGUACUACUCGAGAGGCAGCUUCCAGAUCAACUUGAGAUGACACAGAUAAGCACCCGGCGAAGAGGCCCAUCCCGCUGCUCCCUCGCCCAAACAUUUAUGCUCUACUAAUUAGUUACAUAACCCUCCAUAUGGCCCCUAACGUCCCCAAACACCCAGGCAUGAUGAGAGAUGGAGAGAGCCAGCAGAAGCUACCAAGCAGGCUCCUCUCUUCAGUGUUUUGUUGAGUUAGUCCACCCUCCCCAUCCUGCCCUGGUUGCUCUGCUGAUGCUGAUGCUGAUGCUGAGGAGGUUACCAUGAGAACCGGAAGCUCUAAAACUUGGAAGAGAUUCAUUUUGACAGUGUUUUACAAAAUCUAAAAUUAUUCUUUUUAAAUAGAAAGAAUCGGAUUUCCUCGCCAAACAGAUUGGAUUUAGUGGAAAAUGUUUUUCAGCCAAUGUUCUUCAGCCCUGUCUCGACAUUUGUGUAUCCGAGUGAUGAUUCAGUGAAGAGGCUGCGGAGAGUCUGAGCCCUCCUCCAGGCUCAGACUCAGAGUCUGCUCCACAGAGACUGUCUGAGGGUUUAAGUAGCUUUCUCUCUGCUCUCUCUUGAACACUAAAUCAACUUUGUUUUCUUGUCUCAUUCUCAAGACCUUCCUUUUUACACCCAAACACUCAAAGCAAACAGUUUCUUUGUGUUUUUUAUGCAGUAUGUUAGUCCUUACACAGAUGGACAUCCCUCCUUCCAAUGCCACAGGAAACUGUCACACUUCAUGCGAUCAUAUAUUUUCUACCUCAGGAAACAGUUUGGGAGGUCCUUUCCUGUUUAAACCUGACAAUGAGCCUGAGCACAAAGCCAGGAGCCAGACACACUUAGAUAUUUUAGACCAGACUGUACAAGAAGUUCAGGACGGCAUUUCAUGAGUUAUUAGACCUUUAAACAGCAUUUAUCAGCUGAGACCAGAUUCAGAGGGGAGCAGGGCCCUACCCUUCCUCCCGUCUACACAUCGAGUCACAACAGAGGUAUGAACCAGGCUUAACUGCAUUCAUUUGCAUUCUUUUAAUAGCCAGCAGAGGACGACUCUUCUUGUCCAAAUCUGGUCACCUCUGAAUCCAAAAACAGACAAGAUGGUGACAACCAAAGCCCAGAAUUUCAGACUUUCAAAGAGCUGGUUUCCGAACAAACGGGUUGUAUCCAAACCACAAACUUAAGUCCUAAAGCUUCAGUGACAGUCCAGCCUCACCUGAGACUGGCUGCUAAAGCCAAUCAAUCCCCAUUAGAUCCAAUGUCAAACAGAACAUUUAUAAGGAAGCAGCUUUAAUCACAUGUUUGGUCUUGAUUGUUAAUUUCUCUCAUCAUGAGCCCUUUAUCUGGAGGAAGAUUUUUAUAUUGCAUCCGUUUGAUUAGAGUACGGCUAAGAGUAAUGCAUUCAUUUGCAUAAUUUGUAUAAUUAUAGGAGCAUGGCAGGGUUUUUAAAGUGAUCGGUGGGUCACUUUGCUUUAAUAGGAUAUGACAGCCUAAAAAGAGACUGGAAAUGAGAAGAAUAGAGAGUGGAGGAAGAUGCGCAGCAAAGGGUCAUGACCAGGAGUCAAACCAGCAACUACUUCAACAAGGAUUAUAGCCUCUGUACAUUUCUGUAUAUGAGCAAUUUCUUUGUUGUUUCAGCCUUGGUGUCCAUGUUCUAAGGCUGGGUGAUAAAAUUUACAGAUACCGAAAUUUACGACAAUAACCGAUGUCUUUCUGCCCAUGUCAAUACAUUGUUGUAUUGUAUAUCAAUAUAAAAAUCAAUAAAUAAAAGUUGAUUUUGGAUGUGUGUAGGUAGGCUAUGGUCUCAUGUCCCUCUAAGACGCUGUCCUACGUCAGAGUCGUGACUCCACUCCAACCUGUCUAUAACAAAGAAAGACAGGUGAGGAGAUGGAGGACGGUUCAAAAGUUUAUGUGGGAGGGGGUGAGCAGCUUGUGGAGUAGUUAUCGUCCAUUUAUUGUUAUCAAGGUGAGCUGCUCAAUAUAUCGUGAUAUUGAUUCAAGGCCAUAUCGCCCAGCCCUAACAUAUUCUUUUGGCCAUGUAGGAUUUGACUCUCUCAGACUCAAGCUCUGCAAUCAUCAGUUUUUAAACCAGAACAAAAGCUCUUUAUAAGAUUAGCAGGUUUAGGUGUUCCUUUUAUUCUAAGAGUUUUACCUCAGAGACUUACAAAUAAGCAAACACUGCAAAAAAAACAAAAAAGCAAAACGCUUUUAUCAGCCUCGAGCAGGUGAAUAUGCUUUGAAAUGGGGACAGCCAACGUGCUCAUGAGACAGGAAGCAAACAAAGCAGACGUGAGAGCAUGAGACUUGUUGAAUAACCCGACUCUGUCUGUGUUUUUAGGAGGAGGAAGAAGAAGAAAUCGGGUUUGCUGAAGGAUCCACAGAAGGUGAGUUUAUGAAGCGACUGAUUUGAUUGAUCGUCUGCAAAACACACAAAGAAAAAACAUGCAAAGUCCAGACACAUUUUACCACCAGAGAUUUUUCAGCAGCCGACUCCAUUCAGCGUUUCUUCACACACACAAACCAACACACAAUGAUCCGCCUGAGUAAAUGCCAUAUGUGUCAGGUAACUGCUAUUCACCGGCAGCCUCAGUGAACUCCUCUCUGCAGCCGUGUGUGUGUGUGUGUGUUUAUCAGCGAGCUCCGCAUCAACAGUAUUGAUCGUGUAAUGGAUGGGGAGGGAGGCUCAUCUUUUGAUUCAGGGUUUAAACUAGCCAAUCGCUAAGCUAACACCUCCCUGUAGCAAGUAGACAGGGAAGAGGAAGAGGAGGGAGGGAGGGAGGGAGGGGGGCGCCCAUUUGAUCAGGCCUUGAGACACUUUGGCAUUCGACUGUGCCAACGCUGGGUGCGGUCGUUGGCUGGACACACUGUUCAUAAAGCUUUUUAGGGAACAGCAGAAACACACAAACACACACAUAUAAGGCUGAAGUACCAACAGCUGCUCCUCCUCCCGCCAUAUUUGGCCAAACUCCUCCACUGGACAAAAGAAACUAUACAUGUCGGCUGCAGAUGUUAAAAAUAGCCCCUAAUCAGCAGCUUGGUCUCCUACUGCUCUGCUCUAAAAGUCCAUCAGUCUUCUUGGAGAAACUGAACCUCAAUUUGCUUUUGAAGUGGAGCCAUUAAAUAGUUUUUGUGAAUGAGCUAAUCAAUUUUAAUGGGGAAGUUUGCGGCCUCUGUCAUCAGUCAUAAAUUUGUGUACCUGAAUGAUUAAUGGCGGCAAAAAGAGUACGGCACUCAAAGUGAUUGCAGUCUGGAGAACUACAGGCACAAUUAUAGUCCUGAAAAAGUUCAUUUUUUUCCCCAUAAUUUUAAUCAAAAAGUGACGCUUCCAUAGAUUUUAUAUUCAUCACACACAAAGUGAAACAUUGCAAGACUUUCUCUGUUUGAGUCUCAAUGAAUACGUUUAACAGAAAACAACAAAAUCCACGAUCUGAGAACAUUUAAAAAUCAUGGAAAAGUCCAGUUUCUUGUCAGUUCUUUCAGUCCUGGGAAGAGCUGAACAACUCUGAACAGCUGUAAAGGUUUACUGAGCCUUUAUUCUCUUACUCUGGUUCAGUCCACACAAACACAAUCAUGGGGAAGACCAGAAGAUGAUCCCUGAGGAUAAAGUCUGGCUGGUCAGAGAGUGACGUAUCAAAGCAGAUUAAUGGAAAUUGUCAGGAGCGAAAGUGCUCAAGGAACAGGUAUGUAGUCAGAGCAUCAAGAGUCACUACACACCCAUAUUUCCACUGUCAAGAUGCUCCUGAACCAGAGACACCAUCGGAAGCGUCUCACCUGGGCUGAGAGAGAACUGGACUAUCGCUCAGUGGUCCAAAGUCCUGUUCAGUAACUUUGGAAAUCUUUUGGAAGUCAAAGUCCCAGAGUCCGGAGGAACCCAGAGAGACACAGAAUUCAACUUGCUCAAAGUCCAGUAGGAUGUUUCCACAGUCUGGGAUUAUGCGGAUCAUUUGCUGUGUUGGUCUACAGCCUGAAGUCUACCAGGGAAUUUGAGAGCACUUCAUGUCUCCAUCUGCAGAGAAGCUUUAUGGAGAUACAGACUUCCUGGCAUCUGCCCACAGUGCCAAAACUACCAGAAACUGGUUCGUUGACUGUGGUAUUACUGUGCUUUAUCAGCCUGACCUGAACCUCAUCGAGGAUCUUUGGGGUGUCAUCAAGAGAAGAUUGAGAGACACUAAAGAAACAAUUCAGAUGAACAGAGAAAGUCUGGAAAAAUUUCACUCUGUGUCUCAUGAAACAUGUUCAGUUAUGAAAAGUGUGUCAGAAAGUUUGAAAGUUUGCUGCUUACGUUGAGCUGCAGAAGUUAAACUUUGUCACUUCUCUCGUUCUUCUCCGACAGGUUAUUGUACAGAACAGAAGAAACCAAAGGUCGUCUUCGUGAUGGGUAAGUACGUGACUGAGCAUCCACUCACACACGCACUCACACACAGGUGCAAUACUGCUCUGCCGGUGGUUGUCUGCAGCUGUAAAACUGUUACACAUCUACGCAGAUUUACAUGCACACACACACACGGAGAAACAGUGAAGCGUAGAGACGACAAGUUUCAAAAGGACAGGACUCAGCGUUUUUGCUCUGAUAGAAAAGGUGCGUUCAGGACUAUCACACACAGGAGAGCCCUAAAGCUCUUGUGAUAAUCGCUGCUGAAUAAAAAUGCGACACUGACAUUAAAUCCAAACUGUUCCCUCUGAACCUCCCCGAAAGUCUUAUUUUACUCCUUCAUAUGAAACUGUAGAUGUCUGACUUAUGGGCCACGCACCAGUAUAAAGAGACAAUCUGACAGUUUAAACUCAGUAGUAUAAGAGGCGAUAUAGACUCUCUAAUGAGCUAAUCUCUGUCUCAUUAAACUGAUUAAUUUCAAACAAAAUGGUUUUCAGAUGCAGCAGAUAAGUCACGCGUGUUGGUUUAGGAAGCGUUACCAGGUUUAAUGAGAGCAGCAAGAGGAGCUGGCGUGAACUAAAACAUCGACAUUGUUGAACCACAAAACAAUAAGCUAUUAAAGAAACGUUGGGGUUUAUUCUGUUUUAAAGUUAUGUAAAACUCUCACAGCUGCUUCAAUCACGUCUUUUCAAUCACAACAGAAAUUAUAAUAUGAUCAAAACAUGAUCCUCUACUUUUCUUAUUUAUAACAAUUUUAAUUUUUGAACAGCACUCAACGUGAAAAUGAAGCAGCUUUUUACUUAUGCUGACUCAUUACCUUAAAAACACACUCAGUGCAGCUGCUGAGAUGUACUAACAGAGCGAAUCCUGCUGGUGUGAUCAUGUUUGUGUAGCCUCAUUGGUCAGGGUUUUUUUUUUUUUUCCAAGCCUCUGCGAACAGUUUGGAGGCUCCCUGACACAGCGUGAGAACUCCUCACUUCUCUAUAAAAAGUUAAUGCCAGCCUCAGCCUCAGCCUCACCAUCAUCUUCUUUUAUAAACCUGCUCACCCCUGCUGAUCUGACAAAAGCUGAUCUCUUCAUCGACACACAAGAGACAGGAGUCACUUGCUCCCCAUCCACCUCCUCUCUCUGAAAUGCUGAUGAAGAGUGCGGUCAAAGAGUGAGACAGUCAUACAGCAAGGGUGGGAAAAUUGCAGCCUUAUAUAAGAGGUAAGAGAGGCUGUAGAGGAAUGGGAACAGAUGAAGUCAAAGGAAACUAAUUUAGCACCUUUGUUGCACAGAAGUUCAAUAAUAUCUCUUAUUAGAAUAAUAGUUUGUUACAUAUGCGUACUUGUAUCUGUUCUUCAUGUUUGUACUGUCAUUAAGGAGUGAAAAAAAGACCAUGUAGGUUAACCCAUAAUCACUGGUGGGAACAUUGAAGCAGGGUUGCUGAGUGAAUUUGCCCCAGAAAGAGGAGACGAUGAUGCCCAGAGGAAAAUACAAAGGGAAGAUUUCUCUUUUCUCUACUCCCACCUCCUCUUCUUCACGUUCCCACCACUAUCUCUCUUCCUCAUUUUAACUUCCCAGCACUGUGCAGAAAAUUACCAUUUUAACCCCCUUUCAGAGAAGCAUCAGCUUUUUUAUUGACUUUCUUGGCAGGAUGCAGAGGCAGGUCUUUUAGUUCGGCUUUUUGACAAUAUCAGAGUAAAAUUAGAGUUGUUAACACCUCACAGAGCUUGCCAGUAGUUGCAUAAAGCCUAAACUCUCUGGAGGUUUUAGUCAAGUAUAGUUACAAUUAUGCCAAGUGGGACACAUAAGACUAAACAGCAAGUGAAUCUCCAGCUUAACAACAGUCAAUUUGUCCGUUAAGGCAAACAGUGCCAUAAAUUCUUGACCAACAGACGACACAGUGGUACCUGACCAAUCACCACAGCUGUUGCGAUGACUUUGGUAGGAAGAGGGUCUGGGUUAGACGACACCCAGAAAUGCUAACAGCUGCUGUUUUUAACCAGAGUCCCAAAGUGCAUAAGAUACUUACCUUCAGUAUUUAUCCUUUGUUAAUGUUAGUUUAAAGGAAUAGGAUCCAUAAUGUAGGAAAAUUUACUGAUCUUUAAUAAACUGAUAGAAAAGCCUCUGAAGCACAUCUGAAAGCUGUCGGUCUAACAAAGCAAGUGGAUUUUUCCCCGGUCAGAUGUAUUUGCACUGGUCUACAUCACGCCAAAGCCCAGGUGACUAAAAGGAUGACACAAGCAAUAAUUUGACUAGCUUUAAAUUACAGGAGAGAGGGUGUAAAGACAUAAGGAGGGAUAUGACAGUGGCUAAUUUUGAUUGACAGGUAUGCUGUGUCCAAACAUGCAUCCCUGCUAGUUGCCGCUUGCACCCACCUCCCAUCCCAUCUGUUGCCCGGAGAACCGAAGGGUUUUUGGCUCAAAGUUCGAGCAUAAAUCCAAACCCUGACUCUCUACAGGAAAAUCUCCAGAUAUAACACUCUCUCUCUUUUACACUCUGUGUCCGUCACUCAAAGCUAAUUUAUUUUGACAUCAACAAAGAAAAGCCUGUAAAGUCUCUCCUGCUUGAUGGAUCCUGACAGUGGAAGGAAAAAUCUCUUCACAGCAGAUUCAAUCUUUUCUCGGGUAUUCAGAACUCAAUAAAUGCACUUUUGCACUUUCUAUGCCCUGAAAGAAUUUCUUGAAUCAUGGGUGAUGUUGGAAAUUAACGUCUAUAGAUGAAGCAUUUCAAUUAGCAGAGGCGGGUAUUUUGUCUAAGGCCCAUUUGUCAUCUAGACUGAUUAAUGCUCACAUAAAAAGUAUGACCUGCCGAAGCACAAGAAUGGAUUCACAAAUUAAAUUACUGUAUUUUCUUCAGCGCCACUUUGCCUCAUUUCAUCUCUGUCUCCUGCUUCAACCCCAUUUCAUAUAACUGAGGACACUGCUGUGACAGGGCUGUCCUGAUUGGUGGAGAGAUUUGGGCUUCUUAGUAAUAAACCUCCACCUAUUUUAAAGUCUGAUAGAGAAACUGACAAAGGCUGCAGAAGAUGUAGACGUCUGCUGCUGCUUUUACUUUACAUUCAAGUUUAAUACGAAUGCUGGGGAGCAAGUAAACCUCAAAGCUGAUUCAGAGAGGAGGUAUUUUUACUGGCUAAAAGAAGUCGCCUGUCAGACAAACUCUAAUUUGUUUCCUUUGGUUGCAUGAGAAAUAAAAUGUCAGCUGUGUGAAAGUAUUACAGGGUCGCUGAGAAAGAUCAGCGCAGUUUGUUAAGACAUAUUCCAGCAACCUUUAAAGAUGGGAGACUGCAAAAAACAAUCUCAUACAUCAAAUCUCGCAGCUUAUUCAAAAACCAGAGUAAGGACUUCAAAGAAGUAAUGCAAAAACCAUUGGUAUCGAAACUGACUAUUGGCUGAACUGUAUCUUAAACAUGAAGGAGGUUCGGGGGGGGGUUUAAUAUCAGGGCAUCUCUGGAUACUCAGGUCAACGUUUAAUACCAUCUCAAAGUCUUAUUCACUUACUGCAGAGACAAUAAUAGAGGUAUAACACUUUUUAGUGCUGUACAUCUUCUCUUACAAUGCAAUUAUUUUGCUCCAAAGAUAUACGAUAUCCAGCAAAAUCCUGACAGCGAUCUAUCAAUAUUGAAAAGUUUUCUUGAUUCAACACUGCGGGUGUUAAAGGAUGGAAACGGGCAUGGAUAAAGAUGUAUUAUCAGCAUAACAAUGAAAACUAGAUCCAUAAUUACCAAAAAAAUCACUAAAUGGUGAGGAACAGAAAGUAAAGAGGACCCACGAUAGAUCCUUGGGGUACACCAAACAUGACAGCAGAAGGGUCAACUUAUUGUGAUACUCAGUCAAUUCUGAAGGGCAAAUUUGGCAUUUAACCAGCCAUAAAUAUGUGUUCUCAGCAUAGAAAAAUAAACUGGACCCAUGAUUACAAACAAUUCUUCUUAAUGGGAACCAACAGAAAGUUGAGAGGAUCCAGGACAGAGCCUUGGGGUACACCAAAUACAAUAGUCAAAGAGUCACCUUAUUAUUGCGAUAUUCAGUAUAUUCUGCAAGAAAAAUUAUCUAAAAAUGAAUAUUCAAUCAUGAUAAAGAUUAGCUAGUGCAGCCUCUAAAUGACCUUCCAGACAGUGGACAGAUACAUUUAGUUUCCAGCUGGUAAUUACAGUGAUACAUUAAUGAGCUAAUUAGCUAUAUAUUUCCUUUAAAAGAUACUGGAGACUGAAAAAGGUGCCUAAAGGGAGUGAGUAUUUAACUAGAAUGUCAAAUGUUGCUCUGUUGUUUUUGGAUGUUCAAUUAGCAACUGUUUGCUGACUCGUUUGCCACGUCAUCAUUGACUAGCCUUCAACAGCCUGGCAUUGGCACAACAGCAGGUUUGUGAAAAGCUCAAAAUAAAAACGUACACAAAAAAUUUGACAACACUGACAAGGCAGUGAAAAUAAUAAACACAUCAUUAAAUGUUAUUGAAGAAUCAGAAAAUAAAUGCAAGCGAUAAGAAACAGCAGAAAAUAAGAAAAUACAGCACAGCUGCAUUACGAAUACAUCUCAUCUUGUCUUCAGCUUUGAGUUCAUCUAAAUUCAGAUGGUCUGAGAGAGAAUAUUACCUCGACACACAGAGGCAGUUCAUGCAGUGGGCUGGAGUCUGACCUGACAAACUUCCACUAACAAGCUUCUCAGGGCUUAUGCUUCGGCUCCGGUUGGUCAUUAUUUUAUUUCCUGGCAGAGGUGUCAAGCAGAGGAGGAAUACUUUAGAGAGUAGGCGUGGGAGGGAGACUGUGCAGCGUUUUGAGACCGGAAAAAAAACAUUAAGUCUGUAAAUUUAUGCUGAAUACACAAUGAAUGAAUCUAAAACAGCCCCACCUCCUUAUAGACCUCCUCUGACGUUCAUGGCAUACCUGGGUAGACUGAGCUCUCGCAAGAACUGAUGAUUAGGAUGUCUGUUUUUGAGCGCAGGUGAAAGGUGGUGGUACUUGAGGAGAAUUCUGAUGAAUGAGAGGCGCAGCCUGAGUUUUAUUACCAGGCCCAAGGCUGGUUAUGAUAAAUCACCUCUUCCUGCUGGAGCACCACACAGCCUCAUGGCCAUGUAAUGCAGUUAACCUGUAAUAAAACUCCUGCAGACCUCACAGCAGAGCAGUGGAGCGGCCUGACUGCGGAGAUAUUCUUAUAUAUUUUCUUGUGAACAAGCAAAAACUCAGUUAAAUCCUUCUUCUUAUGGUUUUGUUUGUAAUCUACUUUUGAGAAAAGCAGAAUUAGAUUUUAAAAAUGAAAAAAAGUAAAGACUUAGUGGUCAAACGCUACUUUAACAAUAAAGGCAUAGCUUGAAGGUUCAUGCUGGACUUUGGCCUAGGUUACUUUUCAUUUUAGGUUUGUAGCUCAGAACAAAACAGCUUCUUUUUACAUUUUUCUUAUAACUGGUUUGUGUAAAAAGUGUCCAAUUCUGUGGUAGAAUAUUUAUCUUGAUUAACAGAUAGAUUUUUAUCUUAGGGUAAUAAAUAAAAAGUUUAGUAAAAAUACAGAAUCAGCCUUUUCUGGCUUGGUUUGUUAUGUCACCUCAUUCUUAUUUCAUCCCUUCCCUGUCUGUAUUUUUAAAUGCUUUUAUGCAUGUGUUCUCAGGUGGUCCAGGGUCGGGUAAAUCUCUGCAGUGUGAGCGGCUGGAGGAGAGGUUCGGCCUGCGUCGCGUCACUCUGGGAGACCUGUUGUGCGCUGAGCUGCAGUCUCACAGCGACAGAGGGCGACACCUGCGGGACGUUCUGGAGAGAGGGGAGCAGCUGCCUGAGGUAAGUGAAGCACUUUAGGUCUGCUGUUAGAGGACAGGAGAUACAAUUAUAAAUCUGUGCAGGGAUUGUUUUUCUUUUAAGAAAAAUCUGUGACCAUUACAAGCCACACCCCAGAGUUUUUUUUUUACUGUGUUUGGCAUCAUGAGAUUUGGGGCCCUUUUAAAGCGAUUUCAAAUGUACGUCCUAAAACCUUAAUGGUUGGUGUAAAUUAGGGCGUGUCCAACUAACUUUUGUAGCUUCAUAGUUUUGACGCAGACAAUGUUACAGAUGAUUACAAACCAUUUUACUGAAUGGUAACCAACAGGAAGUUGCUUUGAGUGUCUGCUUAAUGAAACAGUGAUGUAACGAAAAGUUUAGGGGACCCAGGAGAGAGCCUUGGGGCACGCCAAACAUAACAGUGGAAGACUCAGCUACUCAUGCAAACGGGGAUGGCCGCUUAAUGCGAGGAAGAUGUGUGAGGUUACAGCAGUGACUGUGCCCUUGUCUUCUGGCAUCCUAUACUGUAUCAUGGUGUAAGGCAGCAAGUAAAGAAAUACUUGUGUUCCCAAGCACUCCUAACAGAUACUUGAUUUCACAGCAUCAGAAAAGACCUUGAUAUUUCCCUUUGAGAGUGUGAAGGUCUCAUACUUCGAGGCACUCUUCUCUUCCAUCUGCUGAAACUUUGUUCACAUCCUGAAAGCACUCCGGAGAUGAAACGCUCUGAGUAAAAAGGUUUUAAAAAAAACUUGGCAUCUGUGGCUGUUAAAGGCCCGCACGAAGCCCAUCUAAUCAUCUCACUGGUUUGUCUCCUUGUCCACCUUUAGACACCCAGACAUGUCCUUAUUGUACAUGAAAAAAGUCCUUCACAGCCUUUUAACAGGAUUCUCAGAAAAAAAGCAGUUUGAUGUGGUUUGCGAUGUCAAGAAUCCACUGCUCCUCUCUGACCAGCGCUCUCCUAUUAACUACUGAAAAAGCUCAGAUAUAUGAUGAUGGCCAACUUCAAAAGAAAGUUCUCAAAUUCAUCAAAAUCAAAAGUCUGGGGUGAAAUGAUUAAAGUUGCAAAAUAUGUAAGAAGUUUUCUAAUCUCUGUGCUAAAAAGCUUUGACGUAAGUAGAAGUUUUUGAUUGGAUUUGCUCGCCAAAAAAACCCUUUUGUGGUCUCAGCUCUUUGAAACUCUUCCUCAAACUUGUACUUUUGACCGCCCAAGUUUUAGAAAAGUUCCAGCUGUCGGCCACUCGACAUUUUCUGAGGGUGAAAUCAAAAGGCACUUACCACCAAAAAUACCAGAAAGUGUUUUUCUUCCUGUGGUCUGGUUUGUUCAGACCUCGGGAGCUUUUACCGGACCUGCUGGCUCAAAAACAACAGACUUGUUUCUGAGUGCCUGAGAGGAUGAUGACGGUGUACGAAGAGGGUUUUUUAGGCACAAAAGAUUUUGAGAUUUAACUAAAAUCAGUCAUCCAUUUGACCAAAUAGAAAUUAAGACUGAGGCGUAGUCCUCCUGACUGAUCACACAUCUAAUUGCAUGGUUUAAUUAUACAGUAUAAGCAAUAAUUUCCUGAGUCUAAUUUGGAAAUUAAACAAGUGAAAUUAAAUGUGUGUAAUGAUUUUAACUUUUAGAUCAGUUAUUCAAAUUAAUGCCGCACUGCUACACCAGUCUGAUCUGAAAUUAUCACUUAGAGGUUUACAGCAACUCAGAAAACCGUCAUCCACUUGAAAUCACAAUAACGACACGGUCACCAUCACUACUGAGUGCUGAGUUAUUCACAAAGAGCUGGCUUCUCUGAAGUAGAAGGGGACUGUCUAGACCAAAACAGCUGUAUCAGUCAGUCUACCACGGUGGACGACAGAGAAGAAGAGCUGUGUACCCCACAGAGGCUUUUUCUUAAACAGGUAGAAAGAGACUCUGCUGAUCAAAUAGAGUUUCCAAACAUUUAGGAAGCAGACAGAAACCCUGCCUCACUGUUACAUAAGUACAUCAUUAAAACUUAAGUAGACUUUAUAGUUGUGUUAUUGUGACUGCUGCAUUUCUGUUCAAGUAAUCAAAACGUUCAAUAGAGUUUAUUGAGAAUAUCAGCAAACAUACUUUUUGCCAUUGUCCUGAUGUCACACCUUCUGACACUGUCUGUUCACACUCUAUUGUAGUCAGCUCACAGCGAUAGUCAACACCCAUCUUGCAGACAAUUUCAACAUUUUUUAAAUGCGUGGGUCCUCUAAUGAAUUCAAAACCAGGAUAUAAAGUGCAAGCAGUGAUUACAGAUUUGGCGAAACAUCAAAUCAACAAAUAAAGAUGUCACAGAAACACCCACACUGUUUGAUUGACGGCUGACAGCAGUCACGAUGUAGAGGUCCGAGCCAACAAAAUCUUAAAAUUUAACAGAUCAUUAUUCAAUAAAGAGAAACAGCUGAAGAUGUUCGAAAAUCUACAAAGACAAAGCCUCUGUAUACUGGGAAAGUGAAAAUCAAACACCCACCACAGCUCUCAGACUGAAACAAAGGAACCCCUGCUCUCCUGCCAGAGGUCUAAUGAAAUAAACAGGAGAGGGAGCACUGCAGCAGCUGAAAUAUUAUACAGUCAAGGGUGCUCAAAAUGGCUUUUAUAGAGAUUGAGCAUCUAUACACUCAGACAGAGGCCUGGCUGUCUGCGCCCAUACAGGAGCUGGAAAUAGAGAGUGCAAAUCAGAUAAAUCAUCUACAGCUCCAAACACUCUCAGGAGGAAGACACGUUUUUCUGAGAAGACGUAAACGAAUCACCGUCUAACAGACACUGUACGCUCUGUAGUUUAAUGGUGAUGUACGGCGGGCGCUGUGCAAACACUGAAGCUCAUCAACAUCCACUGUUUCUACGAUAACAAGCUCAAAAUACAGUCAAAACAACACUAAACCUGAUCGUGACAAUCUGUUCGAGCUACUUAAGUGAUGCCGUAAAGUUUGACAAUCCUCGAUACGAUGUCAUUAAUAUAAGUGAAGUAGCUACUUAGAUUAUCUAAAGAGAGCCGAGGGAGUCAUUUAUUUUAAAGAUGCCCUCAAGACAUGAAUUAUUAAGGGGAGGAACAAGUAUACACACAUCUUUUAGUCGGUGAAAGGAGCAAAAACCACAAUGUAGGAAAUAAUCCUCUGUUAGAGACAUGAAGUACAGCAGGAUAUGGUGUACAAGAUCCACUUUUUAUACAUUUUUGUCAUCUAAAAACUGAGCUGCAUCCUUUACACCGAUUCCACCAUUACCUAGUAAAAAAUAAUGAGAGAGAGUGGAGCCACUAUGAUAAAACGCAAUGCAACUUUGUGAAAUCAAGCCUUAAAAAUUAUGGAUGAACAGCAAACCCAGCAUAUGGCACCGCAGUCACAGUUUCAUUUGCUCAGAUUCGAUCAUCUUUUCAAAUUAACCACGCUUGUUAGAGUUUUUAAAAGCUCACAAAACUCAGCACCAUCAAUUUUUCAUGAGGAGGAGAACAGCUCGUGGCAAUGUUAAAACUGCUCAUCGUAAGACCUCUCUUUGGACGUCAGCUUUUCCAUCAAAUGCUCUCAAAUAGGACUGGACGAUAUGACCUCGAAUCAAUAUCACCAUAUAAUGAGCAGUUCACCUUGAUAAUGAUAAAAGGACGAUAAUUACUUCACAGUCACGAUCAUAUAAUCGCCCAAUCCUACGUCAGUUAUUGUCGUAAAUUUCGGUAUCGGUAAAUUUUCAGUUUAUCCCCCAGCCUCACUCUUAAAUGUGGAACAACACAAAGAAGCAAGCAGCCUCUGAGUAAAACAAGCGGGAAACACAAGUGGACCAGUCUAGCAAUCAUAUUCUAACCUGAAUGUGAUGUGUGUGUGCAACAUCCAUAUUAGACCUUGAUCGCACCUCGAUGUGUCCUUGCUGAGAAGGGAUUCAUGAAUUCUUUAAAAGCCAUAACACCGUUCAAUUCAAUAAUUCACACACAAUUCACUAACAUGCUCUGUUUCCUCCUGUAAAUUACCAAAAAGACUGAUUUUUCUCCACGUCUCUCAGAGUAGAUUUUUCUUUAAUCUUAGUGAAAACUUCUCUCACAGUAAAGAUUCUUUUUUCCGGGUAAAAGGUGAGAAAAACGUCUUCCUCCUGGUCUUAUUUUUAGCCUCCACGUUUAUGAUCUCACUUGCAGAAAUUAUGAACAGAUGUAUUUUUUCAGUUGAUAGGUAUUAAUCGACAAUAAUGUACCUGUGUUUGUCAUGGAGCUGUUUGAAAUGCACAGCCACGUAUGAGUGACAUUUCACAUCAAAGAAAACACGUCCCGCCUGUCAAUCACGUACGCAGCGCCAUCAGCAGCCUCACAUGAUCAAAGGUGUAAAUGCACAUACACUCACAGCACACUGCGUAUGUGUGCAUGUGUGUGUAUUUGAGGACAUGGGUGAGUCACUAAUAUUGAUUGGAGUUCACACGUGUCAAACUUGAAAAGAUAUCCAUUGCAGCGGAGUGUCUGUUCAUUGCCAAACUGGUGUCUGGAUUUUCAGCCUUUUUACCUCUUCAGGGAGGAUUUAUUGAACUGUGUAUGAAUCAUUUCUCUGAACUCAACAUGACCUCCAAACUAAAAGGUAGCUGAAAAAUUUCAGGAUAAAUGGAUAGAGAAGAAAUCAGUUAGUCUAAUCUUUAGCUUUCUGUCAAUAAACAGAAAACAUUUAUUAAAAAAAUUCUCUACAUAGAUUUCUUUCUUAGACACUUAGAGCUUUUAGUACUAAUUACUUGAUGUGCCGAUGCAAUCUAUGGUAGCCACAAAUGAAGACAAAAUCAACCUUGUAUGGAAAAAAGUAUUAAAAAUGUCAAUAACCGAGGAAUCAUUGCACCAAUUAUCAAAUCGAAUCGACAAUCAUUAUAAUCUAAGAAUCAAAGCUCCCAUAAUCCAAAUCGAAUCGUGAGGUACCCUUGUUGGAACACCCGAGUGAUUACUCUAUGUGCUUUUGGCAUUUUAUCUUAUUCCUAGUACUAAAAGUAUUCAUAAUAAUAGGUUCUUCCUGCUCUAUCGUGCACAAAAGGAACUGGAACAAACAAAUUUACUCCUGUGAUAAAUGUUUGCAGCCGUUUUUUGACUGUUUUCUGACCUUUGCACUUUAAAAGCGCAGUCAACAAAUUUAUGAGGAGUAAAAGCCAUCACUCAGGAGUCACUGCGAAUAAACACUGCUGCUGAAAAACUUCACGGUUAAAUUGUUAAACUGCUGUGCUUUUUAGUGCAUGAAGAAUUUAUGAACCAACAGCACAUAAUAUCUAUUUCUGUGCUCCAUAUCUGCAGGGGAUUUAUGAGUUUGUUCAAUGGCGGUGACUCAGCGAAUAUUUCCUCACGCUGAGACACAAAAGCCUUGAAAAAAACACUCUUUGACUCCGGGCACAGACUGGCGGUGUAAACACACCUGCUGAUUUCAACACAUUUCUGCUACAAGGUCUUAAAACUUUUCAUUCCAGAGCCAAAAAAAAAGGAAAAAAGUUGAUUUACUACUUUUCCUCUAACUUUCCAUGAAAUAUUUACACUCUUCUCUAAAAGUAUGAGCCCUCACAGACCUGUCAGUAUUGUAGUUUGUCUGCACCUCAUUAAAAAGAAGUCACGGAUGAUUCAACACUAUGACAGCAGUUGUUCCUCAUGAACUUCCUGACAAUAGCUUUUUGGAGGUGAACUCAGCACGAGCAAUCUUCACGUUAUAUUAUGAACCUCUAUUGACUGGUUUGCAAGGUGAAGGGUAAACGCUCUGUCAAACAGUCUGUGUGGUCUGACUCGGUUCUUUGUUAUCACAGGAAGUGCGAAAAGGAAUACACAAACUGUGAAUGCAGUCUGCGGGCUGUAGAGCUGAACAAAUGGUGAAUGUUCAAUAGCUGACCUGCUUCAUUGUACGCUGCUGGAGGUUUGGAUGGUCAGGCGGGAGAUAAAACCAGCUGACUGAGAGAGCGAACAAAGAUUCAGCCAAUCAAGCAGAACCAAAUUAUAGGUGAGAGUCCGAGGGAGGAAAACGUAACUGUGCAGGUGAGAGGAAUACAGGGUCAGGUGAUCAAGACACUGGAUAGUAGUAAAGCUUUUUUACACUAUGUCAUUAAAAUAUUGAAGAUAUUAAACGUGAUGUUGAAGACACAGCAGGCAGCCGAAUACCACUGACCAGGGGUGAGAGAAAAAAUAAUUCAUAUAAGUAUCGUUAUUUUUUGUUUUACAAUUUUUAAAAUCGAUUAUGUUCAAAAUCGAUUUUUUUGUUUGUUUGUUUUUCAAGUUUAAGAAUAAAUCUUAAAAACUGAUUUACAUGAAAUGUGUAUUUUUAGGGGAAAUAUGGUUCCUGGAAUAGUCAGUAUACAAUCAUUCAACUGCUUCACUGGUGUUAAAAAUGUAGACUAAAAUCGAGAAAAUCAACAAUAUUGUAGAGUCGCAAUUUAAAUCGAAUCAGCAUCCAAAAAAUCGUAGAAGAAUCGAAUUGGGAGAAAAGCAUAUUGUCCCAGCCCUACCAAUCACUCUUGAUCUGUCCACAUGAGGGCACCAAAAUCAACACAAACCAAAGUUCACACUGUUGCUUUGACAACCUGUUGCCCAACAAACUCAAACACAUGAUGGUCUAGUGUCUACAGACUUCAUUGGAUGGAAUACAGUCCCUAUACGGAUCACAGAUUCAUGUCAGGCUGCAUUAUAAGAACAUAUUUAAUCUGUAGUCAAAAAAAGCCUCCAGACUUCACCACAGGUAGCAGGAAGAUUUUCCCCCAGAGUGCAAUCUUGGUUUGCAGAGGUGAAAUCCCACUUCACGUCUGGCGGAUUCGCUCGGAAAUCAACAUUUAAUGAAUUCAUCUACCAAAAAACUGUAACACUUGUUUUCCUGGAGCUGCUACUUAUGAUGGAGCACAUCUCCUGCAGCCCAGGGUCUCAUGAAUACUCAGUUCACUCAGAGCCUGUUGACAAGGUCGUGUUAUCUCAAGCCUUAGCUCUACAGACUACUUAUUCCCCCACCCUGUUUCUCCCUCCUGAAAGGUUCCUCCCAAAGCAUAAAACACAAGUAAUGCCCCAAACAAACCAGUCACAGGCUCAACUUUAGGCUGUGAAAAACAGGCAAAUUGUGUCGAUUAGUUCACUUGUUGGUUUUGGGAGGAGUUUUGGAGCCCAGCCGCCACAUUGGAAAUGCUGUCUUUUGGUUAGCUGCAAUCUUUUGCCAUCAGAAUGAUUCAAGAUAAGAUGGAUUUGGACCAGAAUGUUUUAGUUUCUGAUGCAUUCAGAUGUGGAAAUUCACUGUGAGGACAUCCAUCUCGGGCUUUAUUGAAAAAUUCAUGUUGGUUUUUUUUCGGCCCCUUGCAACACAUUUCUCUUUCAGCUGAACCAUAAAGUACUACAAAUGUGAAGAUUAUGGUGCUGACAAGAGCCGCUCACAAAGCUUCAAUACAUUACAAAGGUUCAAGAAAUGGUGACAGAAAAUAGAUAGAGGAUUAGAGGAUCAGACUACCUAAAAACUAACAUUAAAAAAUCAUCACACCCAGACAGACCAAUAAAUUCACACCAAAUAUUUCAUUAAUAGUCCAAUAAAUUAGUAAAAGCCUGUGUGCAAAAUGUAGGGUCUAUCUCGCCUUGUUUAAAAUGCAUACUGCAGAAGGGAAUGUAUCGGGUCGUCAGUGAUGUUAACUGCUUUCUCACUUGAAAAUUAUUAGGCACUGUACUAGGGUGUCAAUAACUUGGGUUUGGUCUAAACCCAUUAAUUUCCACAGCCCACCUAUAGUGAUCGUCAUGUUAGAAAUGCUGAUCCUAAUUAAUUUACAGCUGAUCUGGAAACCAGCAGAGACCCUAACCCUAUGCACAACUCUUAGGACAUAUUGAGUACUAAAUCAAUGUACAUGCCCUCAAGCAGAGGUGAGGUUCCUCCAUCCAAGAGAGACCACAGCAGAGUAGUGGGGGACUAUAUAGGGAAGGGAAGCAUGGUGUCAUGAUAAAUGUAAUCAUUGUUUUUCUCUGUUCGAGAUUAUUGAAGGGUAAAGAAAGACAGCUUAUGAGAAAUGACUGUAAUCUUGACAUAUCCAAAGAAGAGUGAUAAAAAAUUCUCCUCCAGUGCUGCUGUCAUAAUGACUGAAACAACCAGUCUGCAAACAUCUUCUACUCUACUCUAAAAUGGGCAUUUUAAAUAUGGGCCCUGGUGGGUUUCCUAGACUCUUAGUGCCUCAAGUGGACACUCGGCUGAACUGCAGCUUUCUGCACUUCAUCCCUGAAUUUCUCUUUCAACACUAGAAGGUAUCACCAAGAUCCUGCACAUCUGGUUUAAAAUAAUUUUUGCAGAAUUUUACCUGGAUUAGCCACAUCAUAAAGCCGAAAAGUCCCCAGUGAAUGCUCAGUACCUCAUGUCACUCUCACAACGGACCAGGAUACACAGAGAGCAAGCUACCCUGGUUUUAUUUUCUGGUUCUCUGACUGCAUAUCCAGCAAAGCCAAAACUCUGACAAAUGUAUUCUCGUCCAUUACUGUCUCUGCACUCUAGCUGUCAAACCACUUUCUCUAUUCACACUGCAGUCUGGUUGUUGGUUUGAAAUUGAAAAAAAUAGAGAAUUGAUGUCGAAGCUUAAAUAACCUGAACAUCUAAUAGAAGAGCCACCAACUUUGCAGCAGCAAUGAGUCACCCUCUAAAGUCAAAGCUUUUAAGGAAAAAAUGCAUAUACGUCUUCAUGUAUUUCUACUUUGCAGUAAACUGAGCAACCAGCAACAAGCCAACAUUUCCCAGCUCUUUCUGGGAGACCCUCAGGCGUUCCCACACAAGGAGAGAUAUUUUAUUCAUCCACAGUACUCUUAGUCUUCCUCAGGGUCUCUUACAAGUUAGUCGUGACCAGCAAUCCUCCACAGGAAGACGCCUGGGAGGCAUCCAGAUCAGAUGCUCACCGACCUUGACUAGCAUCUUACAACGUGAGGGAGCAGCUGCUCUGUUCUUUAGUCGCUCCUGAGAUGUUGUAGCGCUCCUUCACAUUAACACAGCCUAAUACAACAGUCCUGCGAUAAAUCCUCACUUCACGAGGGUCAAAUGUUCACUUCUUCAUGAAAUCGUUUCAUGGAGGUGAUACAUCAACUUUAUGGUCAUUUCGGAGCCCUGCAGUUUGCGGUGCUAAUGAUUUCUAUGUCACCCGACUGGUGUGUUUCUAAUAUCUAGUCCCCCCUGUUUAUGUAGAUGGUGUGAAAUUAUAAUUGCAAACACACAUCACCUUUAUGAAGCAUGGAUUUAUUGCCGGGUUGUUGUAUGAGACCCCAUCAAUUUCAUGCUAAUUGUUCCCAAUAAGCUUGCAACUCUGUGCACCAUCUAGAGGGCUGACAGGGAUAAAUAUGAAGCUAGCAAACCACCUGACAGGCAGCACUCACACACAGCAUCAGCAGAGGAACAGUAGACCAUGAGGAGCUGUGAUAUAACUCAUUAAAAUAAUCACUCUUAUGUCUGUCUGAGAGUAAACUCUAGGUACUACCCUGCCUCUGUGUACUGCAUUUCCAUUAAAGCAUGUACUGCAACACAAUAAUAAUGUUUAAAAAUCAAUUUUCUACCUCCCAAAAUAAAGAUUAGAGUCUCCAACAGAAAUGAGCAUGAAGCACCAGAGACAGAAGCAGCAACUAAUUAUAUUCAGCCAAAAAAAAAGCAAUGUAGCCCAUUAUAAGCAUGACAACAAACUUCUAUAAAAGCAGCAAUGACUCAGGAACAGCAGCAGCAUGACAGGACAAUUAGCAUAAUUACCAGAAGUAAGCUUCAGAGAGCAAUAAAACACACAAACAAUGACUUAACUGAGCAAAAACACACAAAACACCUACCUGAGAUGAGUCAGCAGAUUUAAGCUAACUUACCUUCCAGGCUGUAGUGGAGCUGGUAGGUUAAUCCCUGCGAUAAACUGCGAUGUAAACGCUGAUAUUUCACCUGAAACUUCCUCUGAAGGCGGUUUGAACUGUUAAUUUUGAUAUUUUAAAAGUUUGAAGAGCAAAAAUACGUUGAAAUGAGUGUUUGUAUCACUGCUAGCCGACACAACAGCACAACUUUAGCAAGUUAGCAAAGUAAUAACGGUCGAGCGGCACCAACGGUUUUUUUUAUACGGGGGCGGGGCUGAUUGCGGAGGGAGCGCUUGAUUUAUGAGCCAGAUAGAACGGGCGGUCACGUGAUGCCGUCUGACUGAACCGGUCAGUAACAAACAAUCGCGAGACUUGAACCAAAAACCCUCGAGAACAGAAGGGUUUGAUUCAUGGAUAAUCUCAUGCAAAACAGCAACACUCUUUUUGUUGGUAAACCUGCGAGAUAUUAAUCAUUUAUUGAUUUGUUUAUUUGAUUUAUGUUAAUUUUAACUGUUUUUUUUAUUAAUGAGAUUGUUAUUUCAAAGUUACGCUAUAACUUUGUAACAAAAAAUAUUUAUGCUGUUCUACUGAAUUAACAAAUAACUUUCUUGUUAAUUCAGGAUUAAAGAGUUGUUUGUUUUUUCAUGUUAAUACAAUAAGCUGCUGUAUUAAACGGUGUAGUUCCUUGUAAUUAUUCAUAAAACACUGUAAGUUUGUUCGUUUUCUGGUUUUUAAUGUGUUAUGAUUUUCCUUUUCAGUAAUUUUCUUCAUUAGGAUUUGAGACAGACAGCACAGUGGUGUAGUGGUUAGCGCUGUCCCCUCACAGCAAGAAGGUCCUGGGUUCAAAUCCGGGUCAGGGGCGUUUCUGUGUGGAGUUCGCAUGUUCUCCCUGUGUCUGCGUGGGUUAACUUCGGGUACUCUGGUUUCCUCCCACAUCCCAAAAACCAUGUAGAAGUGGGGUUAUGUUAAUUGGCCACUUUUAAAUUGCCCGUAGGUGUGAAUAUGAGCGUGGAUGGUUGUUUGCUGGGAUAGGCUCCAGCCCCCCUGCGACCCUGGGAACGGGAAUAAACGGUAGAAAAUGGAUGUAUGGAUUUCAGACAGAUUAUGCAGCUUAGUGUUGUGCAAUUGUAAUUAAAGACAUUAUGUCUGUUAUGUUAUUGUUACUCAUACAAAUGUGGCAGCUUGGCAGUAUUUAUUUGAGAUGUUUUGGACAUUAUGUGCUCUAUUCUAAAAUAUUCUAUUGUGAAUGUUUGGGUUUAACCAUCUAUAAUGUGAUGUGAUAUGACAUAAUACACCUGUUUAAUCUAGAAACUGCAAGGAGCUGCUCUUUAGAGACCUUCUUUGAGAGCUGACUCAUUAUGUUAACCUCAAAUAGCCAUUAUAUACCAUCAACUCUACUUAUUAAUGUACUUGUAGCACCGCAAUUACACUUUACUCAUAAGCCCAGAUCUAACACCUCAGACUGGAACCACUAUCCUUUACUACUCACAAGAUACGACAACAAAAACUAACUUUAACUAUUUAUUUGUCAGUUUAAGUCAUUCAUCCAGCAAACAUACCCAAAAUACACUUGUUAUAGUUUCCCAAAUGAGAAGAUUAAUUCAUUUUAUUGGUGGUGCAACGUGAAUUGUGAAGACAAGACCCCAGGCUGGAGAAAAAUAUUCAUAAUAUAAUAAUAUUCUUAAGUUUUAGCUGAGGUUUGGCAUCUCAUACAACUUUGAUGUGAACUGACACGCGCUGAAACUCUCUGAGGAGCCUCAUCCUUUGCAUAUCCUCGCUUUUUGGUUGAUUUUAUGGUUAGAAUAUUAACUUGAAUUUCUACAAUGCUUGUUUUUUUAUACAUGUUGCAUAUGUUUUGUUUCCAGGACACCAUGUUGGAGCUCUUUUGUGAUGCAGUAGCAGCAUCAGCGCGGCAGGGCAAAGGUCUGGUGAUCAGCGGCUUCCCAAGAGACCUGAGACGGGCAGAGGAGUACGAGGCCAAGGUUAGAGCGGCGUCUAGUCUGACUGACAGACAUGCCAGACAUGUGGUCAGGAGCAUGAAUAAAAGAAGAGACAGUAGACACAGCUCUUAGUCAAAAAUUCAGAACCAUAUCAGCUGGACUUGUUGGUGAAAUUUGUGUCUUAUGUGUCAGAUGGGAGAGCCCAGUGCAGUCCUCCUGUUGACCUGCUCGGUAGACACCAUGUCCAGCCGCCUGCAGUGCCGCAGCAGGUCCACCUCCAGCUUCCAUUCGGCCUCAGACCGAGACGACGACCUGCUCAGGAGGGCCGAGAGCUUCUGCAGCGACAGCCAGGCGGUGGCAACUCACUAUGAACGCAAGAAACUUCUGCAUACGGUGAGCUUGAUUUCCUAUUAGGAUGAAAAAUUAUCAAGGCCUUUGCACAUAUAAUUAUUCACAUAUUACUCUGCAUAUUACAUAUUACUUUUUUCUUCUGCUUAAACAAGUGGCAUAAAAUUGCAAAGUAUAAGUAAUUGGGGUUAAUAAUGUCCUAAAAUGAGAUGUUUAAACAUUUCAAUUCAAAUUCAACUUUAUUUUAAUGGCACUUUUUCAGACUAAAAAAAAGUACUUCAAAGUGCCUCACAGAGGCUAAAAAAACAAUUAAACAACAAUAAAACCCGACCCUCCCACCCACACACCCACCCAUGGACCCACACACACACACACACACAAAGACACACACCCACCCUCAGUCAUCCACACACACACACAAACAAGCGCACACAGAGUGAGAAUUUAAGAUAUAUUGUUAGAGAGACAUGGCCUGACACCGAGACGCUGCGUGAGGGAAGAGCUACCUUUGGGAAACACUUGAGAUGAAAAGAUUUAACAAAAAAAGAUAAAAAACGGUAACAAGAAAGGCUUAAACCUGAUGGACAAAAACAAGAAAAUUAUAUUAAAUGAACAGAUAAGUAAGAGCUCUUUACCAUGUAAGAGGGGUAAAAGAAUUAAGGAAUUAAAGGAAUUAAAAAGAAUUAAAGGAAUUAAGAAAAAGACUAAGAACAGAAAUAAUAAAAUGACAUAAACAUGAAGAACUUUGAUUAAAAUGAACAUUUGCAGUAAGAGAAAUAUAAAAAGGCAGUUAGUGAAUUGCCUGGUUAUAAAGGAGAGUUUGAGCCUCUUCUUAAAAACAUCAACAGUCUCUGCGGCCCUGAGGCUCCACUGGGGACCAUAGGAACUGAAAGCUACCUCCCGUGUAUUUUUGUUUUAACUUUGGGUAUGGUUAAAAGGCCUGUGCUAGAGGACCUCAGGGUCUGCGAGGGUUGUUAUGAUAAAAGUUAGUCAGAUAAAUAGGAGUGGCCAAGACCAUUAAUACAUCUAAAAACUAAUAAAAGAACCUUAAAAUCCAUCCUGAAACGGACAGAGAGCCAAUGCAGCAAUGCUAAAACUGGGGUUUUAUGCUCUCGCCCUUUGGCCCCCGUCAGCACUCUUGCAGCUGAAUUCUGUAAAAGCUGAAGGGUAUGGAAGUUCUUCUUGGGGAGGCCAGGUUCUUUAUUGUGUGUAUGUUAAAGCCACCACUGGUACAGAGGCCAUGUGUCUUUGCAUACAGAGGUUACACUACAGCAGACUGCUGUCCUCACCUGCAAACUAACCCUCCAAAUGCUGCAGAAAGACUUAAACUGAGUCCAUUUGUCCGUCUGCAGAUUGACGCCGAGCAGUCACCAGAUGAAGUGUUCUCCCAGAUUUGCCUCACCAUGGAGAACUUCUGAUUCCAACAACAACAACAACAUCUCCAGCCCUGAUUCUCUGCUGUCCAGGAGCUCCACCUGUGAAGACUUCUCUUUCUCUCUCUAUCUGAAGGAGACUCACCCACCUCCCCUUACACCUGCACCACACACACACACACACACACACACACACACACACACACACACACACACACACACGCUCAUUGAACUCCAGUGAUCUGCAUGCCCCCAAACACUCCCAGCUGGCGGUGAAACCUCUCCCUGCUUUAAACACCGAUGAAGCGCCUGGUUGUCACAUUCUGCUUCACCCACUCGCAUCGUCUCUCUCUUGCAUCGACCUCGAUAUACGCUGUCAGCUGCCCAGCCGAGGCGGUCAACUGUACUGAGAAACCCGGCGUUCCUGCUGUGACUGAGAGCAUGUUUCAAGUCUGAGGGAGAGGAAAGGUUCCCCCCCACGCAGGGAAGUGGAAAUGUCAGUGUGUGUGCAUGUGUGUGUGUGCUCAUGCUCUCAUGCACAGCGUCGUGUUUUAUAUUGUGACAAGCAUGCAAGAAUUACAAUCAAAGCUUAACUGCCUUUUGUGCAUUGAUUAAAAAAAAGCAGAAAAAGAUUUUCAAGUGUUGAAGAAUUUGGCAUUUGUAUGUUUCUGAGCUCAUCGUACAAGUGCUUGUUUUCAGUCUGGUAUUUAACAUUCAAUAAAGCCAGUGCAUUUGCUAAAAGGAGGA
Molecule: messenger RNA, 84288 nt
Organism: Xyrichtys novacula (pearly razorfish)
Lineage: Eukaryota; Metazoa; Chordata; Actinopteri; Labriformes; Labridae
Source: the annotation of a GenBank genome assembly